Molecule: messenger RNA, 67356 nt
Organism: Xyrichtys novacula (pearly razorfish)
Lineage: Eukaryota; Metazoa; Chordata; Actinopteri; Labriformes; Labridae
Source: the annotation of a GenBank genome assembly
AGAGCAGCUCUGCUCCUCUAUCACUGUGAGAGGAUUUACUGAUCCAGACUGAGCAGAGCCUCUGAGGACUGACCACGUCCAGGAUCACAGAGUCCAGGAUCAGGACUGUGAGUGUGUGCUGCUGCAGCCUGUGGAGCCCCUUCAUCCUCUGGACCUUCAUCAUCCUCAUCUUCAUCUCCAUCCUCAGGACCACUACCACCAGGAGCAGCAGAGUGAGGACCUGCAGACCAGCAGCAGAGAAAGGACCCGCAGACCAGCAGCGUCUGUAUCAGUGAGUACGAGUGACUCAGUCUGAGCUUCACAAUCUGAGGGGAGAGCCUCAGGUAUCAGGAGCACACCUGACAGCAUGGAGGACACACACACACACACACACACACACACACACACACACACACACACACACACACACACACACACACACACACACACACAGAAUGAGAGAACAAGAGGGAGUGAGCAGGUCUCUGUCUUUCAUGUUUAAAUUCACUCUGACUCACAUUUGAAGCUCUUCCACUAAAUAAAAACACCAACAUUUCUGCUACUGAAUCUCAUCUCACGUGCACUCUCUUUACACACAUACACACUGUGAUGGUCUCAGGUGACGAGUCCAGGGGGUGCAGAGAUGGAGAGUUCGUUUAUCUCCCUGUCAUCAGGUCUGCAGGUGUGUGUGUGUGUGUGUGUGUGUGUGUGUACAUUAUUCUGUCAGUGAGGAUUGUUACAGUGAGGCUGUGAUGAACGUUAAAAUGGUUUUAACAUUAUAGUGAAUCAUUUUGAUUCUGCUCAUCUUCAGAUGACAUUCCUCUGAUUCAUUCUAUUUAAUUAGUUAAUUAAUUUUAUAAUGAUUAAAUGUGUAUUUGUAUGGUUUAAACAGGGCAGCUUUACUCCUGUUGAGGAUAUGAAAAAAACUGAUCACUUUGCAUGAAAACCAGAACAGACAUGAGUUUUUACCUCAAUGAAACCACCAGACGCACAGUGAUGAUUCAUUUAGUCAUCCUGUAUUCCAUUACUCAUCAUUUUUAUUCAUUACAUAUCAGUUUGAGUAAUAUUUAGAGUCAAAGAAAUACAAUUCUGUGAUUCAGGUAUGGCAGCAUGCCUUCAGUGACCAUUAAGGUCAACUGCCCAAAGUUACAAUAAAUACAUAAGCAUUUCCCUAAAUGUCAAAAAAUAUUUACAGAGCACGAUAAUGUUUUUAAUGCAAAAUCAAUGAAUAAAACACAUAUAUACGUAUAUAAAUAAAAAAGAUAACAAAAUAUGAAAUAAUAUCACUGCAUGCAAAAGAUCAAAAAGUAAAACAUUUCAUCAAACACAAAAUAAAAAUAAGAAUUUCACAAAAUAUUCAGCAAUUUUAUUGAUGCUAUUUUUUUCCCUAAAAUGCUUCUUUUAUUUCCUCAUUAAUACCAGAGAUCAACCAGUUUUCCUGUUAACUCGGGGUUUCAGUUCUGGUCUCUAUCCAUGGUGCUGAAGUUCUUCUCUGUGUCUCUGUCCAUGUUACUGAAGUUCUUAUUGUGUCUCUGUCCAUGGUGCUGAAGUUCUUCUCUGUGUCUCUGUCCAUGGUGCUGAAGUUCUUCUCUGUGUCUUUGUCUAUGGUACUGAAGUUCUUUUGUGUCUCUGUCCAUGGUGCUGAAGCAUGUGUUUGUGGUACCUGAGGUGUUUGGACUCAUCUUUAUGCCUCUGUCUAUCAUGCUGAAACUUACCUUGGUUUCUCUGUCUGUGAUACCAAACAUGACUCUGUGUCCCUGUCUUAGUGCUCAAGCUUAUGUCUGUGUUCCUCUGCAUAUUGCUGAUGCCUUCUGUCUAUGGGUGUUUGGAAGCUGCCAUUGUAAGGUGUGUUGUUUACUCCCCUGUUUUGACUCAUCUGCAGAGCAGUUUUGGGGGGAAAAAAGUCAUUCAGACUCUGACCCUCCCUCAGAAGAAGAAAUGGAGGGAAAGAAGAAGAUGGUCAUGUGCAGCAUUAAAACUGGCAGUGCAGAAGAGCACUGUAUGUGUCUUUGUUCUUGCAGUCUGGUAAUGAGGAAAUGGGGUGUGUUACGAUACUCUGGACACUCAUAUAAGCCCUUUUUCAGGGUUCAGUGCAGACAUACAAAGCCAUAAUGAUUGUAAAGCUCUGUUCCAGCACUGUAGCAGAAUUCAUGUCAGCAGUCCUGAAGUUUGCUCUGUUUGUUGGACCUUAGUUUAUCUCAGUGUCUCUAUCCAUGGUGCUGAGGGUUCUGUAAGUCUCUGUCCAUGGUGCAAUCUCGUCUCAGAAUGGUCCUGUACUGCUCGUUGCCUGCAAAAGAAGGUUUGUGUGUGUGUGUGUAUAUGUGUGUGCAUGCACUGUAUAUAGAAGUGUUAGAGCGAUUUUAGUUUGCAUAUAUUUGCGUCUCAUUUCCAUUUUCUCUCUAAGACUGUGUUGUCUUUUGGCCAGCUUAUCCUCCUUCAAACAGAGUUAUGAGGCAGCAAGUUGGGGGACAAGAGAGAGGGAGAGAGUGUGUGUGUGUGUGUGUGUGUGUGUGUGUGUGUGUGUGUGUGUGUGUGUGUGUGUGUGUGUGUGUGUGGUAUUGUUCAGUAUUUUGCUCAAGGACAGGUGUUCUGGCUGGAUCAAACCUGACACUGAGGUGUGAUAGGAAGCCUCUGGAAAGGUCUCAGCAGCAGAAAUCAAACACCUUCACUGCUCCUACAGCACAUCGAGCAGCUGCUUCCCUCAGAGCAGAUAAUCUGAGCGCUGAGGACAGAGGCAGUGUGUGUGGGCAUUUAUGGAUCGUACUGGAGGUCCGGACUUUCUUUUCUUCUAUCCUGCACACUAAGACACUCUCCUAAGUACUCUAACUUCUCUAGUGUCUUAGUCUCAGUCUUGACACAGCCUGAGUCUAACUUGCUUAUUGGUGAAGAUACUCAACCCCACUUCCAGAAGCGCUGGAAACACAUUGCUCAGUGUGAGUCUCAGUGACAUCACCCAUGAAGCCCAUCAGUGGUGGCUGACAUGUUGCAAAUGCUGACUCAGCUUAACUUUUGGUUGACUAAAAAAGAGAACCUCGAGAAAGGGGAUUUUUGAGUUCUUUUGUUUGUUUGUUUGCUUUAACCAGGCUGAUAGCAGUAGUACAAAUUUGCUAUUUUCAAUGGGUGUGUAUUUGGCUUCUGGUGCUUUUUCAGCCACCAGUGGACACUUGGGGAACUGCAGUUUUUAGCACACCUCUGAAUUGGCUUUGUUUCAUGUCUCUACUUAAAGUGAUGAUCUGCUUUGUUUUUGUAGCUCAUUCAGAGACAUUAGGAUUCAUUUGAGCCUGUUUAUGAUCAGAUAAAAACUCUUUAUUGGAGCUUUAAAACCAGCAGUACCAAGGAUAAAUAAAGUAUUCAGAUUCUGAUUCUAAGAAUGUGUAAAAGACAACUUAAGAGCGCAUUAAUGAACCUUAAUUAACUGUGAACCUUCAGAUUACUUCUGGAAAUUUCAUCUUCAACAAUAAAUUUGCCCACAUUCAGCUGCCUUCAGAAUAUAGAAAUCAUCAUGAAUAUCCAUAUUUAUCAACACGAAAUAACCAGUUAUAAUCUGCUGCCAUGAACCAAACACUGGUUGUUUGCUGGGUCACACAGACAGAGAAGACAUGGACCUCUUCAUUUUUACUCUGUUGAUAUUUAAACAGACUCACACAUCUUCAGCUUUACACUCCUGCCUGUUGAGCUUUGUUUUAUCUGCUGUUAUUAGAGGUGAUCAGGGUAUCAGAGGGCAUGCUGGGACACGCUCCAGCUCUCCAUUAUGUGUGACAGUGCUGGCUCAUCAUGUAGUAUUGUUCCUCACAUGAUGUGUCUCAUUUCAGGCUCUUGUCUGGGCUGCUGAUUACAGCUCAUCUGUACGAGCAACUGAUUAUUUCAGACUGAAAACAGAGACUGUGAGGGGCCUACACGAGUCCUAAAUCACUGUGACAAUGUCUCCUUUUAUCUGAUACCUGUCACUGUCAAUGUGUAACCGUAAACAGGUUCAGAUCUGUAGUUUUACAUCUCUGUAAAUGUUAAACGUUAAAAUAUCUCUGACACGUCUAUCUGGAGUCUCUCCUGUUUGUUCCAUCUGUGUUUGUACAGCUUCAUACUGCAUAAAGAGGAACAGUUUUGUGUUUGUAAAAUGACGCUGCUCCAGGAAUGAACAUUUAAUUUAUUUCAUAGAAACAGUCUGAGCUCCACAAAUAUGAGCUCUCUAAACAGAAACAGUGACAAGGUUUGAAUUUUGAAGAAAAGUCAGACUGCUGCUGUUCAGACAGUCUGUUUCUCUCACGCUGACGCUUCUUUAUUUAAACCAAACUCAUAAAUUCAUGUGAAAGGUUGAAUUAUUUUUAUCUGCAUAAAGGCAACAAAAACAGAGGAGUUGAAAUUAUUCAUUUAAUUUAGUCACGUUCAGUUUACUUACCUAGUGUUUGAAUUACCAAAAAUUUAUUAAACUGUGGAUGAGUCAUUAGUUUAUUUUGUCUCCAAAAAACAAAUUUGAUUAAUUCAUGAAAUGUGUUUGAUGUUAAGACAAGUUGACUGAAAUGAUUUCAGAUUCUUGUUAAAUGUAACUCAUAAAUUCUGCCUGAAAAUAACUAUAAUGAAUAAAAUAAUUAUGCAUCACCCAAAUAAAUUAAAAUGAAUUAACAUAGUGAAUUGACAUUAUAAAGCUUAAAGUAUGAUGAAAGAAUAUUAAUGAAAAAAAAAGGGGAAAAAAAGAGAUAAGACAGACUGAUCAACAGCUGUCUUUGGAUUUGGAAAUGAUGAUAAAAAGGCGUAGAAGUGGAAAAAACUUUUAAAAUGUCAGAAUAUGAAUCACAUCUGUGGCACCUCUUAUUUCAGGGUGAGCCAGUGAAAAAGUGAGUCUCUGGUUGUAGAGGUUUUAAAAGGGCGUGAUAUGGGCUCUGGUCUUUAUCGGCUUUCAUGCGCCUGAGUGUUUUGAAUUUAGAGGAAGAAAGUGGAACAUGACAGGAGUUCAUUUUGCAGGUGAGAAAAGCAUGAAUUACAGUCUCUGCAGCGGCUCGAGAGGGAAACAGUCACACUCUGAAAUUGUUUUUCAUGUAAUGAAAAGCUUUCUUUGAAAUGUGGCUGAUAUGAGUCUCAAAAACAAGCAACAAACAGAGAAAAUGACAUCAGGUGUCUGCGGAGGAUGAGGAGGACAUUGUAGAGAUGUUUUUAUUUGAGAUAAAAUGAAGAAAUGUUACUGUAGGAGGUUCAGGCAGCAGUGCACCAUGGGACAUAUAGUUACAGCUAUGUGCAGUACGCAGAAAAAUUCACUUUCAUUGCACAAUCAAGUCAAAAGGGCUUGUUGGGUUACUAUUUGCAGUGGGAAGACUGUAGGAACAACCUGAACACACCUCAGAAGAAUUCAAUGAGAGCCACUGUGGUCCAAAAUGAAUAUUAUUCUUAGGCAACAAGUUAAAUUUGGUGGUAUGGCUCUGCUCUUAGAGCUCCCCGACCUUUCAACUGUGCAUUUGGUUUGCCAAAGUCAGAGACAAGGAGAACACACCUCUCUUCUGUUUGAGGUGCACAUAUGCAACAGAAAGGCAGGGAGAGCAGCAGCAAAGACCUCAUACAGAACAGAGCAGCAUCAGUGACAACCCAUCUGACCCUGGUUAAAUCAGACACGCAUGAAAAGACGGAGCUUGGGAGAAAGAGGGUUGUCAAGUGGUCUGCAAGAGAAGAGUGGGCGGUCUACAGCAGUUUCAAUAGAACAAAUAUAUACACAUUUGGCAUGUAUGUACUGUGGGUGGAGCUUGACUUCUUGGCCUGUCUGGACCUUCACUAGCACUACUCAAUUUAUAAUAAUAUUCAGACUAUAAGUGACCUAGUUUUGAGGGGAAUGAUUUUAAGAUAGUGGGUGACUGUGUUUAAUGUCUGUGGAAGUGUUUAAUGUUAGCAUCUAUUCAGGGUUUUUCCCACUCCAGGUUUUCCUGUAGAUCCAGUUCUUGUUGGUGGUUUAACAGCCUGAGACGCUGAAAGAACAGCAGGACUCAGAGUCAGAGCACACUGUAGAAAAUUGUCCAACUGUGCAUAAAUGUGUCAUUUAAAGAGCUUUAAGAUUUAAUUAAAGCCUGAACAUCUCUAGUUUUUAGAGGAGAGGAAUCAUGCAGGAGAGGAAAUUUAAUUUCAGUGAAGUGUUUACAACUGUAAUCAUCAUGAUACUUCCAUCAAUCAGCCAGAGGAGAAUUUUAAACAGGGUCAAAGACAUCGGCAGGUUAUUCCUGGUGAGUGCAGGUGACUCUGUGUCAGACUCUCCAUCUCAAAGUUCAGACAAAUCAGUAAAUGGUGCUCGAGUCUGUCUGAGGAGAACAGGAUGGAAUCUGACUGCAGGGAGAUUCAAUUUAGAUUUAAAGUAGACUGACUGAUGUGUUGGACUCUGAUAAUGGUAUCUCUUCUGUGAGGAAGGACACAUAGUGACACCAGGAGACAGCAGGGAUCAGGCGUCAAGUAGAUUUCUAAAGUAAGUCUUAAUUUGACCAGUCUGUUUUUACAGAUCCUACAUGAAAAUACAGACUCUGUACUCAGUGUCUGGACUUGGUCUGAGGAGUGCACUUGUGCCCAUUUGUAGUCCUUAUAGCAUCACCCACUCAGGUGUCAGCAGGAAAGACAGUCUGUAUGGAGAGCAAAAGGAGGAUGAACACAGUCCUCCAUCAUGACCUCCAGCUCCCAUGGUUGGUGAUCUGAGGAGGAUUUCAGUCUCUGUAGCAACAGAUAUCUGAAUAAAGCUCAGCAAACACACAGAUCAAACAUUUACACUGCGACACAGAUCUGACUGAUGCUGAGUCACUAAAGACAAUCAGAGUUUAGAUUUACAGACUGGAUGCCUCAAAAUGAGGAGAACAUCACAAGAACAUCAGUUUCUGUUUCAGGUUCAUACUGCUGAAGGAAAGAGUGAAGUCUCUGAAAGACUAUUUACAGAGAAAAUGACUCUCCACACAUAAACAGUAUCUCAUCUGGAGCUUGUUUGAUUUAUCUGGAGGGUUAUUUUCUCUUUUUGGCUGUUCUUUUAGUUUCUGAUCCGACUGUAAAUUAUUGAGGACAUAAACUCAGCUAUUACUGACUGCUGCUGUGUGUGCUGGCACAGUGAGAAGUUGACUAUGGUUCCAGAGAAUAUAUUAUUAUCUGAUGGUUUUAAGAUGACAAUAUAACUUGUGCAUGCAUUCAGCUAAUUUGAUCAUUAUCUAAUAGUUGGAUACACAUGGCUUAUGUUUAUUUUUCUGUUGAUGUGAGAGCAUGGGAGUUUUCUUUCCCCCUUUGUUUAAGCCAGCUUUAAUCAGAAGUGAGAGUAAAGCUCCUGAUCACACUGAACUAACUCUUUCUGUUCACUCUGCCUCUCAAACUGUGCGUCACGGCUUUACCUGUCCAUCAGAGUAAUGCACCUGAGACAGCUCAAGGCUUCCUUCACCUUUACUGCUGUUUGUUCAACAGUUGCAUCAGCUUUUAAAGGUUACAACCUCUUUUCUGGAAGUGCUGCAGUUAUUCAGUGUUCCUGCAGUCUGAAUACAGGAUGGAGGAUGACUCAGUGUUCAAAAUCCUACCUAUAGGGCUGUAAUUAUAAUGUAUAGGACGGAGUUCUUGCAGCAGAGAUCAGUUGCAUAUUUAAGCAGUAACCUUUGGAGCUAUCUUGUUCGUCAAAGGCUGCAGGCUGCUGUUUCUGUGAAGUUGGAUGCAUGAAAAGAUAAGGUGCAGCAGCAGCAGCAGAGGGUUUGGUGACUCUGAUAUGAAUCUCUGCUGACCUCUUAAUGAAGCAGAUGUAAAAGACUGAGGCUGAUAAAUGUGUCAUGAUCGGACCACUGCUGCAGUCAAGCAGACGAGGAAUCAACUCACAUUCAUAAAUAAUGGACAGACUUAAAUCCUGCUUUCACUGUCAGUUCUGAAUCUCUGAGUACAGACUGAUUUGUGUGAUACAGUCUGAGCGCAGGGUCAGGCCUCAAAAUGUAUUUAUCUCUGAGUGUCAGACAGUAAACUGACUGAAAGAAUCUGCAAUAUGUGAAAAAAAAACAAUAAAUCAGCUGAUUCAACGAGGAGAGAGUGACCAUAAACACAUCACUAGAGCCGUGCAUCUCUCUCUUCAAUCUGACAGACAGACAGAGGGGAUUAGGACUGAUAGAGGUCAAAGAGGAGGUCAAGGUUUAUCUGCAGACAGGCAGAGAAUAACACCUGGGAGAUGAGGACAUCUGGAUUCAGUCUAAUUUGCAGAUCCUAGAACACACAAUUAAAUCUUCUACACAAUCAGAGCUCUCAGAGGACACACUUCUGUUUGUUUUUAUCUGCAAAGAUGCUCCAGCUGCAGCAUCAAGUAUUUCCAUUAAACAUCCUCUCAGUUGGAGCCUGGGGUCGGAGCCUGGGUCAGGGCCUUUGUCAGACACUUGGUCAGGGCCUGGGUCAGGGCCUAGGUGAGGGCCUGGGUCAGGGUCUAGGUCAGAGUCUAGGUGAGGGCCUUGGUCAGAGUCUAGGUGAGGGCCUUGGUCAGAGUCUAGGUGAGGGCCUUGGUCAGAGCCUGGGUCAGGGCCUAGGUGAGGGCCUUGGUCAGAGUCUUGGUCAGAGUCUUGGUCAGAGUCUGGGUCAGAGCCUGGGUCAGACUCUCAGUCAGACGGAGUCUGAGUUUCUCUCUGAGCAGUAAAAAUAGAUCUGCCAGCUAACAAACAUGUUUUUCCCUGAUGACAAUUCAGACUGUGGGUGGGGGGUGGGGGUCCAACACAUCAGUCAUGGACUGUUGUUACAGAGGGAUGACUUCUCUCAUUUGACAAACUAAAUUUUGCAGUAAAGACUGACUUUCUGGAAAAGUGACGAUUAGAGCGACAGACCGCCUCUAGAGGACACUCAGAGAACUGCAGAUUUUAACAUUUCUGCAUGGGCUUCAGCGGCUUUGAAAGGGGUAAACGCUUUAGUAGCUACAAAAUCAUAUUAGGGAUUAAAAACUCCUGCAGAGUUGACAAGUAGCGAAGUUUCUUGUCCAGAUUCAUGGAUCCUGCUGAAAAACAGAUCUCCAGACCGAGGAGAUCUAAACCCAGCAACAGGUUUCAGGAAGAGAGCCUGCCUUCACUUCUCUUUAUGGACCAAAAUGGACUCCUGUGGACACUUAAGAUCUAGUCCUUCAUGGGAUCCUGGGUUUAAUCAUGGACUCAUGUGAGUCAGGAUGGUAACGAGGAGAAACUGAUUCCCCUAAGGUCAGUAAAAACUGUUCUGAAACAGAUUUACGAGCGUACACGUGUUUGGUUCGUGUGUGUGGAGCGUGCGUGAAGCGCGAGUUUGCGGAGUGCAACAUGUGUUAAUUGUAGCAUCAGAGUCGAUAUCAGCCUUAUGUGUGAGUGUGCAUGUGCAAAGUGUGUGUGUGUAUGUGAAGUACAUGCAGUAGUUGUCCAAGUGUGAACUGAGUCUGUGUCAGACUUCAGUAUAAGUUGAUCAUAGGAGACCAUUUUUUUUGGCAUCUAUAUUUUUAAGACAGUUAUAUUUUCACUCAUUCUGUUGGUUUGAAGGGAUGCACAACAUCUUGAAAUAUAUGCAGAUACACUGGUUAGAGACAAAACUAUGACUGCCUUGAUGUAGUGAUCAGAAAUAUGAAAAAUGGCUCAUCUUACCCCACUCUCCCCUGUAUUUUAGGAUCUCUUCAUAUGCUGUUAAACACAAACUUCCUCUAUGAACUCAUGAAUUUGCUGCUUUCACUGAGUUAAUAAAACACCAGACCAGGAGCAGAAACAUUAUCUAAGAGGUCUGUGCAGGCUACUGAAGCAAAAGUGAAGCAUCAGUUACAGUUUCAGGUGACUGAGUGACUUUUCUGAUGCAGUUACUCAGUCAGUCAGUCAGUCACUUUAGAAAGGAGGCUGGAGUCACAGAGAGUGAAGUCUCUGAAAAUAAUACUGUCUGAGAGAAGGUCUGUGCAGGCUGAGGGUUAAGUGUUUGGACCUGGCCGACUGAACAUUAAAACCAAAUAGAGGGAAAAAUGAGACUUUUUAAAAGCUUUAGAAACUUUCAAGAAAAAGUAAAAAAUAAGGGUUCAUGUAGAAAAUGUUCCUUUAACUUAGCAAAAGUAUGUAAGUGCUUUUAGUUCACAUUAUUUAGUGCACAGCUGUAAUACCUGUUGUUGAGUUAUAGCCCCAUGGAGAAAUAAAUAUCUUAUUCUGACCAAAAGAAAAUAGAUAAAUAAAUCAUACUGUCUCUUCAUUGCCCGAAGCUGCUCUUUCACACUUGUCCCUGAUCCAACUUCAGUCUCUGAGGGGCUCAUGUGAAGAAGCACCUGCAUCAAUAUCCUGAAAACCUCUGAAGCGCACAGGUGAAACAGGGUUCAUGUUGUCUGAAAGACUCUUAUCCUUAUGGUUUUCCUGGAUAAACCUCCUGCUGGGAUCUGGUUAACUCCUCUCCUGACAGACUGACAGACUGAGCUCUUCUCCAACAUGUUUUGAACCUGUUCAAUGUGUCAUCUCAUCAGUGAUCAGCAGCCUGUCUAUGGCCAGCAGCUGUCUAUUGUUACUACGCUCCAGUCUCCAAACUGUGUCACUGCUGCAGAGUCUGAAUAUAAUGUGUCAUUUCUGCAGCAGAUCAGAUCUGCAGAUCAGUUAAUAUUCAGAACUAAAUCCAUUCUGUGCCAAACACCUGAUCUGUGCCUCGCUCAGCAUCCUGUGCUGCAAGAGGUGACAGAUGGCUGAGUGGAUGCAGCGACGCUUUCUGACAUAAUUAUGGAGGAAAAAGAGACGUAGCUGUAGUAUUUUGGUGUAAAAAAGGGCUCAUGUUGAACCAGGAUGCUUUAAACAGAAUCAGCUUUUAUCUCCAGCUCUCUGUACAGCUGUGGGAACCUGUUCUCUAACAGGACAGAUUUUUAUGGGGAUAUUUGUAGGCCCUCAGUCCAGACUCUUGUGAGAGUGGAGAGCUUGUUCAGCUCAGAUGAGAGACAGCAAGCUGACACAGCCAGGAUCAGAGCUCUGAAUCGAUCCAAACACUAGGUCACAGUCCUGAAUCACCAGCUCAGCCUCAUGUCUGCUCAGGAUUGAAAGAAAAGGGUUCAGAUCCACUCAAAGUGGGUUUAAAAGACUCCCACAGAAACAGUCACCGGAGAGUUUGACUCUUUUAGAAACAGUCACCAGAGAGUUUAACUUUUUUGAAUGUCCUUGAGGGAACCUUUCUCAAAAGAUCGAUGAAGUUCUUCCUAAUCUAAUCUCACUGAAUCAUCAGAGGUUUGUAGAUUUAUUACCAGCAUCAUUCAUUUUCUCAAUUUCUGAAUCUCUUCAUUAAUUGGCCUGAAAAUGUGUUUUUAUGUUAAUGGAUCUUCAUCACCCUCUGACAGUCACUUAUUAUUGCAGCUGUUCACACGCAGACUUGGUUCUUUACUCUUUAUUUCCUCUGAUUUUCUCUGCUCAUACUGACGCUUGUUUCUCUGAAGAAACAUACAGAUGAUAUUAGGUUGUCAUAUUUAUUAUUUGGUUCAUAGUGCAGAUUAGUGAAAACUCCAGCUUUGUCAGGUCUGUCCUCGAGAGUUGAAGUAAACUACUUCGCAAUGUUUAUUUGUUGAAUGGAGGUCAGAUCCAUUAUUUCUGAUGCAUUCAGGGACGUCUGUAAAUCUUAACUCUGAUUUUCUUUAAUGACUUAGCAUCUGUCAGAUUUGUGUCUCAGUGUAAAUGAGACCAACCAAAUCCGAUCACCAACCAUGGGAGCUGGAGGUCAUGAUGGAGGACUGUGUUGUUCCUCCUGCUUUUGCUCUCCAUACAGACUGUUUGUCCCUGAUUAGUCUACAGUAAAACCACAUGCCUGACUUCAUAAUUUUUACUUUGUAUAAUCUGAUACAUUAGCUGUCCCUCUCAGACCCCCUUUCGCCCUCUCUUCCCUCAGGUGUGUGUGUGUAUGUGUGUUGUAGAUCCCUCCUCUCCUCACUCAGCAGAGGUUUCUGGGUUUUGUUCCUGCUGUCACACAGGGCUUUAGUCAGGAUAAAGAUUGAGUCCUGUGACACACAGAGUGGAUUUUUUCUCUGAGGAGUCCACCUCUCCUCCUUUCUUUGUGUUUGGCUCAGAACCCUGUGUUAGAGCGACCUGGCCGCCUCUUCCUCAGAGAGCUGGGACUCACUCAGGGGUCUUAAGAGUCUUCAGGCACACACUUCAGGGUUCAGGAGAGCAUUGUGUGUAGGAUCAGGUCCCUCUGAGAGAGAGUACCACACACAGCAUGUUAGCUCAUAGAGAGGACGCAGACGGACACGCUGAGGAGGUGACCGCUGUCAGAAAUAAGAACCAUCAAACAAAAACGGCAGAGAUUCAAGCUGACCUGAGAAAAAACCAUAAAAAACACCUGACUGUCCUGGUUAUUCAGCUGCAAAACUGGAAAAUGUUUCAUGCAGUUCAGAAAAAGGUUUUGCAAAAUAUUUUACGAGAUUAAAAAUAUUUUAAAUCAAAAUUUCACUGCUACUCAUGAAAUAUUGGUUUGCUCUGUUUUUAGCAGAAUAUCAAAAUCGUUAGAGUCUACCAAAUAUUUCAACUUUACGUCAUAUAUUUAAGUUUUAUAAAAGAUUUUUGUGUUUGGUUAGAUAUUUUAGUGCUGAAUGAAGUGAAGGUGUAGAUGUCUUUCAGGGCUACUGUAGGUAUCAGCUGUGUGUAGAUGUGAAUGAGAAGCUUGUUAAAAAUGUGAAACUCUCCAUGAGGAUGAUCCCUGUACACACACAACACGAACAGACAGGUCAACCAAUCACUGAGCAGAGGGGGCGGGUCAAUUGGAAAUGAUGUUAGAAGUGAAAUUAUCACUUCACCUCCUCAUAUCUACAACAAACACUCCUUCUCCUUUUCCUCCUUCUCCUGCAGUAUCUCAUUUAUUCUCUGUGCAGCUCAGAGUUAUUAUUCCUUCACAUUACAACCCCCCCCCCCCCAUCCUUUGCGUAUGGCGAUUUCAGAGCCUUUCUUUCGUCUCCUCCUGAUCAGAUUGAAGCAGAGGAAAUUACAUUCGCUCUCCUGUGGAGUUACAAAGCGCUCCGUCUGAAGGUUCAGAGGAUCUGCUCAGUCAGAGGAUUUCAGCUGUUCAAAGGAGGAGAGCCACAGAGGUCAAAGGUCGAGAUAACUUAUUCUGUCAGAUAAUUAGCUGUGGGGUUUGCGGUUUCUGCUGCAGAGGACAGAAUAGGAGGGGGCGUGUUAUAGUCGGGUAAAUGUGCUGACUGAUUCACGCUCAGGCCGGUUCCUGGUGUCUAGUCACGUCCUGAAGCCUGAACUCAGACGUCCUCUCUGUUCCUGUCAGACUGAAAGAGACACUUGGAGUGUUUUUAUUCAGAGUUAAAUCCCGGAUAAACCUGGGCUGAUAAUCAGGAGGACAGAGAGCUGGGGCUGAAUGUUUAAAGGCUCUGAAUCAGAGCAAGGAGACCAACAGAGAGGAAUCUGUCAGUGAGGAGACCAUCAGAGAGGAGUCCGUCAGAGAGGAGACCAUCAGAGAGGAGUCCGUCAGAGAGGAGUCUGUCAGUGAGGAGACCAUCAGAGAGGAGUCCGUCAGAGAGGGGUCCAUCAGACUGCAGACCGUCAGAAAGGAGUCUGUCAGGGAGGAGUCCGUCAAAGAGGAGACCGUCAGAGCGGGGUCUAAAGGAGGAGUCUGAUGAAGGAGUCUGAAGGAGAGGACAGACUCCUUUGUCUCUCUGACCGUCUAAUCUGUGAAGCUCCACAAUAAUCUGCAGACUCUUUUCAAACUAAUCUGGAAUCACUUUCUCUCGCUCUCUCUAAAUCUGGUCCUGCUGAAAUGUUAAAUCUGCUCCCUCUGACACUCUGAGGGGAGGAAACUUGGAGGUCAUUAUUAGUUCACAUGGUACAUUGAGCAGAAACGCCCUCACUCCCUCUUUUUCAGUGAAAUAUAGUCACUGAUGAAACUUUAUGAUGCAGAUUUUUAACUUCUCAGUCCGUCUCUUGAAGAACCUCUGAGGACAGUUUGUAGUUUAAGUGUGUGAGGGGUUUCCUCAGCAGGGAAAAAGGAACUGAAGAGGUGUGUGUGUGUGUGUGUGUGUGUGUGUGUGUGUGUGUGUGUGUGUGUGUGUGUGUGUGUUUAAAGAGACAGAGUUAAUACAACGAGUUUCACUCAGAGGCUGGAGUAAUAAUGUUUGUUUGAUUUGAAAACCAUGUAAAGAUAUUAAAGAGGAAUCAGAGAGGAACAAUAGAGUCUGAAAUGUUGCAUUAUACCUCUUCUCCUUUAAACAUCUAGAAAAUAAAUCUCUUCAAAUAUACCAAAUAUAAACUAUGAAGAAAAAACAUGAUCAGAUAUUCUGAGUGAGAGGAAACAGUUUUCCAGGCUGCAGCACCUCCCAUCUUUCAGAAGAUCCAAGAACAGCUCCUGCAUUUCUUCUUUAUAGCCUGACAGGGUAGUGCUGGACGAUAAUUCGAUAACAAUAUAUAUCGAUCGAUAGACGUGUGGUGCGAUAGAAAAAAAACGGGUCGAUAAAAAGUUCGAUAGAAAAACACAGUUUCCCUUUCUUUUUCAUCAUAGCCUAUCAUGUAGCUUUUACUACAGUCAUUACUUCCUCCUAACCAAUCACAAACGCAGACCCAGGUACGCUACGGCACCAAGCCCAGCCCCUAUCAAACCACAACAGACAGCACGUGUAUUAGAAAAAAUGAUACAGCACGGAGAAGCGGAGUACAUUGUCCCGAAAAAAGGUUUCAGUAGUUCACCAGCAUGGCAAUGUUUUGGUUUUUAGAAGUCUGACAAAAAGCGAACAGCGGUCGUUUGCAAAAUUUGCGGAGAAUUAGUAAAAACCAAGUCUGGUAACACAACCAACCUGUUUUACCAUCUAAACCGAUCGCACCCGCAGGAGUACGAGCUGUGUCGGCCGCGCCGCGGCUCCACGUCGUCGUCGGAGGAGGAAUCCUCUGGAACCGCUGCCAGCACCAGCACAAAGCAUGUGAAGCAGACCAAACUGGACUUUGUUUCUUGCCAAAAUACGACAAAGCGUCCGAGCGGCAUAAGGACAUCACCCAUGCAGUAACAUGCUCCAUAGCGAGGGACAUACUGCCAAUAACUACCGUUGAAAAGCCUGGCUUCGACCAGCUUCUAGCCACUCUCGACCCGCGAUAUGAAGUGCCCGGCCGCAAGUAUUUCUCAAACACAGCGCUUCAGGCAUGAAAAUGGGUCAGGGGUUGAAAAGGUGAGAAGGGUGCGGAGGAAAUACGUUCAAAUGAGCUCAUAUUUUACAAAGACGCGAGUAUUUGGAUCAUGGCUACUAGCAGGGGGUGCAUUCGGCAGGGGUGCAUUCUACGACACAACACCGGCGUGGAUAAGUCCUGCUUCUCGUGCUUAGUUUGUGUAUUAAGUCAAUCACAUGAUAAUUAAAAAAAAUAAAUCUCCCGACCCCGGGAGAAAUAUUUAAGUGUUCAGACACCAGGCUGUGGGCAGUUUCCCACACAGUUAAAACUGGUAGUAUGCUAUUCCCACCUAAAGCUAUUCUGUUUAUUUAUAUAUUUGUUUGUUUUGUUUAUUUUCAUCAAAAGACUAUUUAAAUAUUUAUCAGAUUUUCUGGUCACUUUAGUCUUUAUGUUUGUCAGUAUUUACUGACGUCACUCAGGCCACUUAAGUUGAUUUCUUUUUUUUUUAGUUCUUUUUUAAAAAAACUUUCAGUUGUGGUAAAAUGAAAAGGUGGUUGAAUAAAGGUUUGAAUUUGAAUUCAGUGCUUGUGUGUUCUUUAUUAAAAGUAGGUCAUUAAGCAAUAGCAUAAAACAUCCAGGGCUGCAAUUAAAAUAUAUGUUAAAUAAUUAUAAUAAUUAUAUCGAUAAUUAUCGAUAUCGAUCAAUAUGAUUUAUUUUUUAUCGAUAUGCUUUUUUUCUAUAUCGUCCAGCCUGACAGGGUCUAUAAAACUUCAUAUUCUCAGAGUUUAACAGCUAUGUGUCCAAAUGAUUUGUGAAAACAGUCAGAUACCUUCUGCUCUGCUUGUUCUGAUCUACGGUGGUUGGUAGGGUCAAUCAGCCUGAAUAAACAGUAGAGAGGAAAGUUUAAAAAAAAAAUCGGUCUGACUGUAUAAGAAAGUCAACUCUGUCUGACUGUAUAAGAAAGUCAAACAUAAGUACCUACAGGAGGACUGCAGAGAGUUUGUGGUCCAAACAUGUCAGGGUGAGAGAAAAUACUACAUUAUUACAAGAAAGUUUGAACUGGAUGAUGCUGUCAGGGUUCGAGAGAGGCCAUGCAGAGCCGCCCCAUUCAUUUAUUGAUGUUUAUCCCCUUUAUUGGAUAUGCAGCACUUUUCUUGCUGUCGUCUUCAUGUGUUUCAGUUUUCUGAAGAAUCUUUGUUAUUAGUCGAGAGUAGAGAGAGAAACAGAGAGAGAGAGAGAGGGCUGUAUUCUCAUAUAACACUGACCCUGUGUGUGUGUGUGUGUGUGUGUGUGUGUGUGUGUGUGUGUGUGUGUGUGUGUGUGUGUGUGUGUGUGUGUGUGUGUGUGUGUGUGUGUGGUGGACCAUAACCCUGUGAUCCUCAGCAAGUGUGUGUUCAAGAAAGAUGAAGAGGAGGUGGUUCUGUCCAUUCUGUCCAUGCCCUCACGCACACUCGCACACACACACACACACACACACACACACACACACACACACACACACACACACACACACACACACACACACAGUACUGUGAUGGUAACCAGAGGAGACAAACCAUCAUCAGUGAUUCAACAUGUACGAGCGUCUACACACAGCACAGAGCGUGUGAAUGGUUGCUAAGCAACAGGAUUAGCCAGCAGCCAGCAUCCUUUCCCGGGUGAAAGAAGAAAGACAUAGUGAGAGAGAGAGAGAGAGAGAGAGGCUGUGUGUGUGUUUACUCUCACAUCAUGCUGCUGGUAGAGUUAUUUUGUUACUUUAUUACUUUGUUACUUUAUUAUAUUCUUAAUUAGUUUGUCAAUUUCUUAAAAUUGUAAAUGAAGGACCUGUUUUUUAAAUGUAAAUGAAUGGAGAUGGUCUGCAGGCCCCACCCCUCAGAGUUACUGGACCUUUGGAAAUACUACUUCCCAGAGGAAGGACUUUGUAGGGGGUAGAUCAACUAUUUGGAGACGACAUUUGAAGCCUCUGGACCCUGCGGCAUUCCUUCAAAGGUUCCUUGUUUGUAAAAGUUCCUGUCAAAAAGCACCUUUAAUCCUGGCCAAACCUUUCUGUUGUUUCUGAUCCUAUCUACAGCCUCUAGGUGUUUUGGAUAUGGAGAUUUUUGUUUGAAACAGGACUUCAUUUUCUCACAUUCACUGCACAUGGUGGCGUGGUGAGACCUUUUUUCACCGUUUUUGAAAUGAUUAAUUGAUUGAUUAAAAACAUCUUUGACAGACAGAAUGAUGUUUGUUUUCUAUGAGCGCAGGAGCUCUGUAGUCCAACCUCUCUGUCUGCUGUUCCUCUCUGCAGCUCACAAUCAGCUCCCCACUCUCGAACAGACGUUUCCCUCUUUCCCUCAGGACACACAGCUACAAAGGCAGCUGUUUGACUCUGGUCACAGUCAUUUAGUCAUGUAGUCAGAGCUCUGUGUUGUGUUAUUUUGCAGCUGCAUGCUCCAGACUGCAGCACCAGCUUCUAUUGUUUCCCAUGAGAAUAAAGAGGAGUACAAACCUCAGUGUUUCUGGUCUGACAGAGGCAGACAUGAAAAGUAAAACAGGUGAAUAAGUGAAUGUAAAACAGGUGAGUGAAUGGAGCCUGUGUCUCAUCUUUUCUGCAGUCUGCACAGCAGCAGCUGCAGUAUUGCAGGCUGUUUGGAUCAUUAACAUGCAGGCCUCUGCAGCCUGAUAUCACGGCCAUCCGUCUGUCUCAGCUGCUGCUAUCUGCUCGGUGCAUGUCCAACAUUUCUCUGUUCAAAUAAAGAGCAGGGGAAAGCCUCAGCUCUGUGUUAUUAUCAGGCCUCACACUAAGUCAGUUUAAAUGGUCGCCCCUGUUCAAUUGUGCAGUGAUUACGCCUCCUCAAACAGCAGGAUGGAGUGGAACCUUUGAGUCCCUGUGUGAGCGAUGCAGGCUAACGCUGCUCUUCAAACACUGAUGGCUUCCCAAUAAACUGAUGGGCUGAUUCCCUCAGAGCCCCACAGACCCCAUCCGAUCCUCCAGAGCCACGCUGCAGUUUGGGCAUAUAAAGACUCAGAAAGAAACCUCUGGGCUCUGUAAUCUAAACUCUAUUUGUAGAACUUUAGGUUCUUGAUGUAAUAUUGGAUUUAUUUACUGGUUAAAGGCCAUCUUUUAUAGAUGCGUCCCAUUAGGGGAGGUCUUGACCGUGUCGAGCUAACUGGUCUAAACUGCUUUGCUUGUCUUUAAAGUCUCUCUUAGUCGUCUUUUAGUCUCAGCUGUUUCCUCUCUACAAAGCUGAAGGCUUGGGAAAACAGCGGGAAGUUUGGAUGUUUUUAGGACGUCAUCGUAGCUGUUAGUGAUCCCCACUUCACUGAGGACUCCUUUGGAAAAAAAAAACAAAAAACCUGAAACCUGGAGUUGGUCAUCUAAAAAGACCGUCCUGAAGCUCAGAGACACAAACUAUAAACAACAUUUCAACAGCAGAGGGUGGAACUGCAGCUAACAGAUAAUUUGGAGCUAACAUGGGAGCUAACAGCUAGCCUCAAACGUUUUUUUUUUAAUAAAGGCUAAACUUUAGACUUGUUUCCUGACUACAUAACUGUGUAAAAAAGUGUCUGACUUUUUAUCAGAGUUAAAUCAGCCAAAUGGAGACUUUCAAGGAGGUGCUGAAUAGAGCUAAAAUGAGGGUAUACACAGACUACAGUAGAGCGAUAAAGCAGGAGUUUUUAAAGCUGCUAAUCAUGCUAAGCUAAUCUACAGGUGACCCAGACUGACAGAGGAGGGAUGAAACUUUGUUUAAUAAGUUUUAAAUCGUUUUCCUCUGCAGGCCUCUAAACACCCAGAGUGAGGGUUCAGAACAAAGUGAAGGAUUUUUGUUAUUAUUCCUCAUCAUUUAAAUGAAGCUCUACCACAGAAAAACCUGUUGUCUCGUCUGUUUGGAUUCAGCUUUUUAUUUUUGUAUGCAGUGUGCAGUGAACCCCCCAAUAAUAUAACAGUGUGUUAAAUAUUAGUUUGAAAGGUUUGAAAGUCAUUUAAAGUCAGAACUUCAUUAGAAAUGGUGCAAAGACGAAUGUUAAAAAAUCAGCUUUUUUAAAUCUAUUACUGCAACAUGUUUAAAAAGAUUUUAGAGGGAGUGGAUUUCAUCAUCUACAGAGAGUGUGUGAGCUGAUAAUUCAACAGUUUCAGGAUAAUGUUUCUGAGUGUCAAAUGGGAAAGAAUGAGUGGAUUAUAUCAUCUAUAAAAUAUAAUAGCAUUAAAAACAGACAGGACUCUAAAGUGGAAAUCACUGCAUGAACACAAUCCAUCACUGCAAAGGAGACUCCUGACUCUGUUUGCUUCCUCUCUUUGCUCCUCCUCUACUCUGCGCUGCUGGAGCCUCAUUGGUUAACAGAGCUGUCAAUCAUGGUGUCAAACGUGUGUCCACUCUCCCUGACUCUCUCUGAUGUUUCUCCUCUCUGUCUGUUUUCCAGGUUGACUGAUGGAGCUGUCUGUCCUCCUCUUCCUCACUGUGUUGCCCUUCCUCAGCGUGUCAGCCUCUAAUACAUCAGCUGGUAAUGACUCAGUGUGUCUCUGUGUGUGUUCCUUUGUUUGUGUGUUGUUAUGAUGUGUACACAUGUUGAUGUCAGGACUUAAAUAUGUACGUCUCAGUCUGAACGUGUCCUCGGUUGAAUUUGUGUAAAUUCAUGUUCACUCUUCUUCACUCCUUCUUCAGCAAGGAUGUUCAGGACGCUUGGCUCUCUGGUGUUAAUUAUUUUGAGGCCCUGUGUAAUGUCUUUAAUGGACAUCAGUUUUAUGACCAGGUCAAUUUUUCUCCACCUUCUGUCCAAGUUUUCAUUAAUGACUAACUCUGAAGUUGAACAGUGUUUUCUCUUAGAGCUGGAGUCAGUGUAAAUGCUGAUUACAGACCCUACAGCCUUUAUGUUCACAGCCAGGUCUCCCUCUGGUGUCCUCAGACUGUCCAGCUGAUGGAAACAGACCUGGAUAUGUGUGUCUGACUCAGGUUUAGACUGUCAGGGUCUCUGUGAGUCCCCUCAGUGUUAUCAGUCAGCUCUAGCAUCAAACCACUGCCUCAGUCCCAGCAGCUCCAUUUCCUCCUCUAAGAGCAUCUCUGACAGGCAGACUGAUCCUCCGUCUCAAAGCCACGGGCGCUGAGCACUCUGAUGAAUAUUUGCUGUAAACGCAGCGUGAUUAUUACCCGGCUUUUAUCCUGAGCUCUCAAUCUGACACUAAUGCAGGCGAGCAGACGUCUCCUCUCUGAGACUCAGGCCUGUCCACACAGCUGCCAGCUGCCUCCCCUCUGUCCUCUGCUGAGGGGCGGUCUAUGGGGGAGUCUUUGGGGGGGAUGCAGGUCUGUGAUUGUGUUUGGUAGUGGAGUCACGUCUGCUGGUCUUUCCUGGACUCUGCUCAGAGAUGUGCUGCCUGUUUAGUAAUUAGGCUUUAACACCCGGAGUGAACCUCAGAGAGAGGACUGCACACACACAGGCAUACACACAGGUAGAGUGUGUGUGUGUGGGGGUGGGGGGGUUUAGUGAGACUCAGCAGUCAUUCAGAGUAAAACACACCUGUGAUGUUCCUUCAACAAAUGAAGCUUUCACUGUAAAAUACCUGCAGAGAGAUGACGCGCUGCUUCCCCAGGACUCCACAGCUGUGUGUGCGCGCGUGUGUGUGCGUGUGUGUGAUGGUGAUACACACAACUGUAAUAUUCUGCAGGUAUUCAUUAACCCUCUGCAGUCUCACCUCUACUACCAGCUCUGCAUGAGAAUACAGGCUCUGCAGGAGGAAUAGUGGAUCGAGGGAUGUUCCUCUCUUGGCUCUGACUCUGGUUUGUGGACUUUGUCAGAUACCCAUCAAGUCGAAACUCAUCAGGGGGCCCGAGCUGUGGACUUAGACUCAAACCUACAUGGAAUCAGAGUCAACAUAUUGGUAAAACAGAUUAAAAGCUGACGCUCUGUGAAAAUCAGACGUCUGUUAUUCUGCAGCUUCAUUUUGUCCUGUUGUAAUGUUGCUCCCAGCUUUGGGGAUCAAGAAGAUUCUUGCUUUGCAUUGUAUUGUACUGACAACAUUCAACCUUCUCACUGUUUUCUGUUGUCUUUGUCUUUGAGAAGAGAAAACAGCUGAGACUGUCCUGGUGGGCGUGUCCUUUGACAGUGUCCUGAUAGAUUGACAGAGUGUGAUGUCAGGUUCAGGACAGGUCUCUCAUGGAGACGUCAGGGACUUACACUAGCAUGUGUUGUAACUCCUUUAAAGCAGCAGGCUGUUGUCCACAUGUGAAUGAUUUCAGGGUUAAAUAAAGAGUCACUGAAUUCUCAGGCAGAUCUUUAAUCCAACAUGCUCAGAAAUCAUCCUCUAACAUUUCUUGUGAAGGUGGACUGCAAUAAAAGGUUAUGUGAGGAUUUCGCUGUAUUAACAUUCAGGUUUAAACAGAGACUCUGUUCCUUCACUGGGAUUAUUAAUAAAACAGGACUCAUUGGGUCUUAUAAUGUCUGUCCCUCUUCUGGAUCCAGAUAUCAGAACAUGUAAAUGUGAGUCCUGGCUGUCAGGCUCAGCUGGCUCCAUUAACGCUGCUCUCCAACCAUGAAACUGAAACUGUUCGUGGGAAACAGUCACUCAAACGACACAUUAGCAGCAGCAGCAGCACAAACCUCAGAAAGACACCGUCCUCCAGAGGAAAACCACUGAAGCUGCUGGUCCUGCACACUGAGCUGAUAAAAGAACUGAGAGUGCCCUCUAGUGGUGGAGUGCUCAAAUCAGCAGCGAUGUCUCUUGGUGCCUUUAAAAGCCUUUCCUUGUGUUUGGCUUUAGGAUUUGAUUGAUACCCUGAGUCAUGUUUUCAUGUCAGGAGCAGAAUGUUCUGAUUUCUCUGAGUUUUAUUGCUGAUCACACAUUAAUGUGAAAUCCAGAGUGACACUUAAAAAAAAACCCUAAAAAAGAGCCCUGUAUUAUGAGACAUGUCAGCCUGAUUGGAUGUUUAUGGUACAGAAAGCCAAUCUGUCAUUUGAAAGAAUUUUAGCAGCAGGUUAGUCCACAUUUAAAGCUGCAGGGUGUUUGUAGCAGCAGGACGGAGAGUGUAAAUAACAGCAGUGUCUCUGUGUUCAUAAUGAUAGAGAGUAAGAGUGUAGUUCACUGACACACAGUCACAGUAGAUGUGCACGGAUCUGCAGAAUGCUGUUUGGUUGUUUUUUUCUGUUUGACUUCCUCUAAGUUAAAUUUCCUGGUUGUAUUUGUGAUUAUUAAAAUACGUCAUAGGGAGGUCUAACCUCAGGGGUCACACACUGAAGCUGCUGACCCCUCACACACAUCAUGAACUUGUUUAUAAUGAAGUGACCCAGACAGAAUCCACUGACACUGUGUCAGCUCCACUCAGACGAAAAUAAAAUCAGAUUUUCUUACUUCAAAAUAACUGAAAUCUCUGCGUCUGAGGAUUUUUUACUCUCCUCUAGUGGACGCUGCAGGAACUGCAGUUUUUCACACUGAUUGUUUUCAGUCUUAGAGGUUACAGUUUGCAUUCAUUAAAAUGAAAAUGUUGAUUUUCUUUCUUAUCUGAUUUAUUUGUGUGUGUGUGUGUGUGUUUCAGGUUGUGCAAUCAUCCGUCCUCCCAGAGAUGGAGGGAUCAGGUACAGAGGACUGACUCAGGAACAGGUGAGAGGAACACCUGUUUACACAGAAUAAUCAGAAUACAGACUCAGUCUUUUUCAUCAGACUACAUUUAUCAGGACAGCAGAGCAAUGGGAAACAGCUUCAGCCAAUCAGAGCGCAGCAAAAAUCACAAACAGGAUCCAGUGUACUGAAGAAGUGAAUAUAAUUUAUAUUUAUGUGUGUGUGUGUGUGUGUGUGUGUGUGUGUGUGUGUGUGUUUGUGUGUAGAUCCGCAGUGUUCAGGUGCUCCCUGUGGAUUAUGAGAUCGAGUAUAUCUGCAGAGGAAACAGGAUGAUCGUCGGGCCGAAAGUCCGGAAGUGUUUGCCCAAUGGCACGUGGACCGACCUGAGCCAAAAGAGCCGAUGCUGUGAGGGACACACACACACACACACACACACACACACACACACACACACACACACACACACACACACACACACACACACACACACACACACACACACACACACACACACACAGAAAGAAACAUCCAUGCCCUCAUCUUUUCAGUCUGUCAUUAGAUUUAAACAUUUAUCUUGUUUUGAGUUUUUUUUCCUUUAAACCUCUAUAAUUAGUUAUCAUGACUUAUCAAUGGGAUCUGACUUUGCUCAGAGUUUACAUGUAAACUCACUUCAUAUUCUCCUCCCUGAGUUUGCUCUGGUUCCUCCUUCUUUAGUUUGGACAGUUUUUUUUCUUGCUAAAUUCUCUGUCAAAAGUUCCCUUUGCUCUUAUAUUAGCUUUACCGCUAAUAUCUCUGUUUUUUUAGAUUUUAAAAGAGCAGACUUUUAUUUUGAAAUCCCUGACCUCAUUUAAAUGUUAAAUUACAUCAAACCUCUUUGAUUUUUGACUAAAGAACCAUCUCUGUCUCUGUCCGUCUGUCUGUUUCUGUCUGUCUCACUGUGUCUUAGUGCUGGUGUGUCCUCGUAUGUGGACGUCUCUGGAGAAUGGUUGGGUGUCCUCGUGGCCCCCGGGGCCCCCUGUAGAGGGGACGGUGCUUUACUACAGCUGUCUACCCGGCUUUAUCCUAAUGGGACGAAACUCGUCUCAGUGCAACAAGAUGGGGAAGUGGGACACACCGAAACCCGUGUGCCACUGUGAGUCACAUGACUGUUCUGUCACAUGACUGCUCUGUCAUAGCACAGGAGGUCAGGGCUAAACUCAGGGAAAUAAAAAUUACAGUAAUUUAUCGAUAGUUUAAUAGUUAUGUAGUUUUAUAACUCCUGAAAAACACUCGCUGCAUCACGUCAUCUAAAAACACCGUAAGGGUGAAAAAAAAAUUAUUCAACUUGUAGCAAAAGACUUUAAUUCACAAAAAUAAAACAGGUAAAAAUUAUUAAAACAAGCUUUUAACUGAUUAUUUUAUAUCAGGGACUCCGGCAUUAUUAUUUUUUUUAAACUAGCUUAAAGAUCCUGACAAAAGCUGGAGUCACAGGAGUGACCGAAUUUAUUCAGUUUGAACUAAAAACAUUGGAAAAACCCUCAGAUUUCCAAGUGUUUUUGUUUUUUAUAGCAAAAAAAACGUUUUAUUUGUUUCGACAUUAACCUGACAAGUCCUGAAAAAAGUGUUUUUGUAAGAUAACAGGAUAACUUUACUUUUCAAGUCCCUUCACUGAGGAACAUUUGCAAGAACUUUUUCUUAUUGUCUUACUUUUUCACUCAGUUAAAGUUGGUCACAUGUCAUGAGUUUCUAGGUGUGUUCAAUCCUGAAAUAGAUAAUUAAGGGAUAAUGCUGAUUUUAAUAAUGCUCGUUAUCAAAAGCCGAGGCUUUGAAGGUUUUAUCCACCAUCUCACAGCUUUAAAUUCCUCUCAGUCUUCAGCCGUAGUCUGAACUCAGAUCUUUACUCAAAGCUCAUAUGAAGUGAUGAUGAGGAAACUUGCAUGAAUAUAUUUCUGUGAGCACAUUUCUGACUGUGUUUCCUCUUUCUGUACACAGAUGAUCGACUCUACAGAGGUAAGAACUUUUCUGUUUUUCCUUCUGAAAACAGUAAAUGGAUUUUAGGGCAGACAAAUGUGUCUGUACAUGUAUCAGCCAGUAGAUUUAACGUGAGGUUUCUGAACAUGACAGAGGAGGAAGCGGAUUACAGUCUCUGCUGUGAGGCUGCAGAAAAAAAAAACAAAUAAAACCUUAAAAAAGCCAGAAUAAACGCUGAAUAAACGCUGAAUAAAACCUCCCCCUGAUGGAUGCUGAUGAUCAGAGAUUGGUUUGAAUGCUUUAGAUAAGUUCAUCUGUCAGCUGGUUUGCAGAGACAUGGACCUGUUGGACUGAGGAAUUGAUGUUAAAGGUUAAAAACUCUGGACUGACUGUCACCUCAGAGACCACUGUCUCUGUUCAGACACUAGAUGGCAGUAUGGCUCUGUAUGACUGCCUUCGCUCUGAUAUUAGAAAAAAAGCAACAGCAGCUUUGCUCAGGUGUGGCUUAAUGAGUCCUCAGGUCCUCGAGUCAUUGUGUUGAUCAGCUGAUGUCUGAGGACCUGAAUGUGUCCUCUCUGACGUCAGUCCUCGCUCUGAGCUGUGAUAGAUGAGCUGUCAGAGGACAGAACCGCAGGUACACAGGUGGGGCCUGAUUAAAGGGGUGGGAUAAGGGGGGGUGUAUGUCUCCUCUUUCCAGACAUCAGUGUUUAGAGUCAGUCUGAGUCUGAAUGAGGAUAGACUUUCAUCCUCCAGCUGAGUCCCUCUGCUCUCUGACUCUAAAGGGCACUGCUCUGUCUCCAUCCUCUUUCCAUCUGUCCUCUGUUUGGACAGAGUGAAAACUUGAUAACCUAACAUGUUGAACAGACCUCUCUCAUGCCCUCAUGUCCACAGUAAGAGACAGAUUUCACCUCCCCCUGUGUAAUGUCCACAGGUGGACCUCAGGGCAGGUGGGCAGAGCCUUUAACUUUUUUCAAAUCUCAGAAAUAUUUUGCUUUCUGUUAAACUUUUGGGGGUUUUGGAGUGUAGGGACUCUGGCGGUGCGGUGUAGGUACUGUGAAGGUACUGUGUAGGUUCUUAGUGUAGAUACAGUGGAAGUACAGUGUAGAUUCAAUGUACGGUGUAGGUACUGUGAAGGUAUGAUGUAGGUACUGUGUCAGUAUUAUGAAGGUUUGUUGUUGGUUAAAAAACUAGAGGGCAUUUUGUUGUUAUUCAACCUCCGAUAGAGCAGCUACUGAACCAAUUUUCAUACAAAGGACAGAGCCGAACAUUUAUUAUGUUUUAUUUCCAUCAGAUCAGAGGAGUGACUCCCUCCAUGCUCCAGUUCACCCCUGGCUGAGUCAGAUAAUGUGACUCAGAGGGAAAUAUUCACCUGUAGGGAGUGAAAGCAGCACUGAUUUAAUACAGAAACUUUAUUGGUGACUCUGAUUCAGGUGAAAUCAGCUCCUGAUGACCAGACCGUCUGAUGAUCAGAGUCAGAGAAGCAGCGGAUAGUCUUCUUUUUCUUCUUCCUCUCUGAUCCUCGUUAUUAAACUCAGUGAAUUAUUCAUAAAGCUAAUGAAGCAGAGGUCAAAGGUCACCUCAGCCCUCAUUGGUGCACUGAAACACUCUGAGUGUGAGCUCACUCUGCUGCUCUGUAAAAAAAAAACCUCACCUGACGGAGACGCUCUGUGUCCUCUAAAUGUCUGCCGCCAUCCACUCAGAGGGCUUGUCCCUUGCUGAUGACAUCAGCUGCCAUCUGCUGCAUGUAGCCGUCAUGCUAAUAAGACACAGCGUUUUCCAAUGCUUUGACCUUGGCCUAAGGCUUCAGGUGUACAUUUUACCUGGAUUGUUAUAUGAAUUGUAACACACAUCUAUUAUGUUCACAAACCCACUCUGCAGCAUAAAAGUGAAGGAUAGGAGAGCGUGGGGCUCCUCUGAAGACUCUGGUCUAGACUCUGCGUGUCAGCUGCAGUGAUUUCUGUAUCUGUGCAAUAAAGAUGCUCAGGCUGCUCUUCAGACCUCAUUCUGUCUCCUGUGCAUACUGCUAUUUAUAGUGUAAUGAAGUCUUCACAGAAAUUUAGAACAAACUAUUUACAGAAAAACUGAGGGAUGUGUAACUGAUGACUGCAGACCCCAUCAAACCAUGGAGAGCAGAGAGAAAAAUGCAGCUCAGCUCAAAAUAAAUUAAACUGUUUACAAAACUCUCAGACAGAAACCCCUUUGUGGUUUGCGUAGACCUCUUGAGCCUUAUUGAUUUGAGUUGUUCUCGGUCUCUCGGUUUCACUCGAAGAGUCUCUGUUUACCCAAUCAUAGUCUGUCCUCAGUCUGUCCCGGUGCAGCUCAGGGUCUCAGCGCUGUCCUUUCUCUGCUCUUAAUAAAUCUGUGAUUUAUCAGCCUGUCAGUCCCCCCUCCUCGUUUACCUGAGAGGUGCAGGUGGAUUAAGAGGCUGAGGGUACAGGGCUGAGGUGUGAUCUGGGUCCAGAGGUCCAGGACCCUGACUGGCUAUAACCAGGGAUGAACAGGCUGUAGGUUAACUCUGCCUGAGGAGGAGCAUGAUGAGCUGCUCUUUAAAGGGUUAAAUCAGGCAUCAAUGUGGAAGGUGGUGUGAAGGAGAACCCUUGAAGGUGUCCAGUGAUGGAGAACCUCACUGCUGUUUUUACUGCAGAGCUUCUAGAGCUUUUCUGUAGUCUUAACAUGAAAAAACAUUCACUCUUUGAUAAAUAUCUGCAGUGUUUGUUGGUCCACAUAGCUGUAAUACCUUUAAUUUAUUCAAAGUAUAAUUAUGACUGCAGAAAGAAAGUAUCUUUUCUGGAAACGUCAUCUGUAUGAAACAGUAUAAAUGUCGUGAGAGGAUGUUUGAUUUGGUCUGCAGUUUGUUUGGACCGAAUGAAUCAGAUGAGUGCUGCCUGCAGCGUCAUCAGUCAGACCAGCUGAUCCAAACAGCACUGGAAGCAGUAAACCAUCUGGGUCAGUCCACUUCUGCUCUGAUUCUGUCCCGUGUAAAAGGCUGAUCAGUUAGAAAACCUCCAGCACAGACUCCGGAGUACUUUGACUAAGGAUGUGUUUUUUGUUCCUAAUUUGACCCGACUCCCCACUCUGUCUGUUGGAUUCACGGAGCGCCCUGCACUGACAGUUUUUAAUGAACUUACAGGCUCAUAAAAGUUUAGCAGCUCAGUGCAGCUUGUUCUUGUGUUGUGUCAGAUUGUGGAGAUAAGCUGUCAGCACCUUUGCUGGGUGGAGCUGUGCUGUGCAUUCUGAUCCUGACUGGCAGACAGCAUUAUGGCAGCAGUGGAGGGAGUCUAAACUACAGCGUAGACACAAGUAGGGCUGGGCGAUACGGGAAAAAGUUUAUCAGGAUAUAUUUUUUCAUAUCAGUCAAUAUCGAUAUAUAUCAUGAUAUAAAAAAUGAAAUUUAGCAGUGCUUAUUGGUCCCAUAUCUUUUGCAAUAAAAUAAGCUACUGCAUCUGUGAGGUCUUUGUGUCUCUUCAACAUUUUGUUGUAAGGCGUUGUGUUAGAGAAGCGGACUGAAUGGUCAGCUGUUUUGGCUGCACAGGGCUCCUUGCUCCCCAUGAGGUUUGUAACCUUUUGCAUUGCGCAUGCUCUGCCGCAUGGCACUACUUAAGUGGUGAAAAAGAUUUGAGGUAUUUCCCGACUUUGUGAGAACAUGUACUCGACAUUAUUUGCAGUGCACAUUACUCUGCUUCACGUCCGACCUCAAAAAACCAAAAUACCUCCACACCACAGACGUUUUCAUGCCAGCGUUGUUGACGACGUAAUCAUCUGUUGAGCCGUCAUCUGUAUUUCUGCGGGGGGUAGCACUCAUUUUCUUUUUAUCUCACCAACAGUGCUGUCGGCUUCACAUGUUAAAGUGCUAUGGUUACGUGUAGCUGCAGUCUGCUACUACGCAGUUGUUUGCUACUUGGUUCUAAUUCAGCACAUGAUUGGUUCAGCACGAAACAGACCCAGAGAAACUCCCCUUUUCAUUGUCUGUUCAUGUAGUCUACCAAAACAUGGCAGAAUUCCGACUAUCGAAAAGCAUAUUGACCAUGUUUUAUAUCUUGAUAUUAAGGGAAAUUAAUCUUUGAUUUGUAUCGUUAUCAUUUUAUCGCCCAGCCCUACACACAAGGUAUGACAACCUUUCAGACCUGCAAUAAUGAAAAUGUUUCUGAUUAGUUUAGCUGACUAGUGACUCAACAGCGAGGGAAGAUUAUGUCACAAAAUUGUUGAGUGAACUACACACACAGAUGUCUAGUUUUUGCAGUGAACUUCAUAUGCACAGAAAGGAUUCUUCUCAAUAUUAUCUACAUACUCCUUCUAAAAAAACUAAGGCAUGAUUUUCUGCCCAGUUUGUGGUGCCCAAUAAACCAGACGGUGUUGUAUUUGCACAGUCAUGGAUCAAGUCCUUGGUGUUUUACAAGCAAACCCCAAAAUUACCCAGAACCUUAUUUGCACCAAAGUGUCCAGACAGCUACCUGCUUCUCCUGCAAACUCACUCCAAGAUGAUUAAAAGAGUAAAACCCAUCAAAAGAAACUGUCAAAGUGAGGUAAGAUGGAGCUGCAGCAGCUCUGCAGAGCUGUUUGGACAAGAUGACAGUCAGGAAAAUCACAUUAAUCCAGAGCCAAACACAUCAGCGGAGACAGCAAACAUCAGCAACGACAAUGUGCAAAUCACAAAGGGCAUGUCUAAAGAGGAAAGACUGUGUGACAAGAGGGACAGAGACCCCAUUCAGACCCUGGAAAACAUGUUAGUGAAGCGACAAAGAGUCUGACACCAUGAGUGAGAGUGAUGGAUGGUUUUAAAGAAGGAAAGCAGACACAUCUGUGGAGACCUGAACACAAACUAAAGCACAGAUAAGAGUCAGGAUAUCCACACAUUAAACGUGAUCAAGGUGUCUACCCUGGUAUCAGACAGGUACAGAUCCAAUCCAUAACAGGAUCAUGUAAAUCAAAAUAAGACCAGGAGCUGAAAUGUAAAUAUGUUCUGUUUAACACGGCUCUCCUCGAUAUCUGAAUAAAAUCAGUGAAGCUGCGGCAGAGUGGAGCAGAGAUCACAGUCACAGUGAGGCGAACUAAGGGAAACAGAGGAGCCAGAAAUAGCCCAACAGGUUGAGCAGCAUACCCGCAGACAGCCAGAGAGAUUAGAGAGUGUUUUAUGGAAGAGCUGCACAUCACAUUAAUGUUAUUACACCAGAGAGGGAGGAGGACCGGAGAGGAGAGACUGGCUGGGAGGGGAAGGAGAGGGUGAGAGAGGCGAGGGGUUGAUUGAUACAGAAUCAGAGGCAGAGCAAGCAACAAAGAGGUGUGAAGGAAAAAGCAGACACUCGGGGAGAAUGAGAUGAGGUGUUGAUGAGGAGAAAGGAGGAUGAUAGGGAGCAGAAAAAUGAGUCUCUCCAAGUCUGCACUGAUGCUCAUUAACCAGGAAUCACCUGUAGAAAAAGAAGAGACCAGGAGGAGAGACAAACCUGACAAACCUGCAGAGAGAAUAGUACUCAGAGACAGUCUGCAGGGUCUGUCAUAUAGAGGAGUCAGAUGGAGUCCUGCUCCUGCUGCCCUGACUCCUCCUCCUCCUCCUCCUCCUCCUCCUCCUCCUCCAGCACACUGUACAUCGCAUGGAUGAACUCCUGACUUUUAUUACUCUGAACUAUCAGAGUGUCAGGGAAGCAGAGGCUGGAAACAAGUUCAAGGUUCAGCUCUGGGGAUUCUGUGGACAUUUUGAAAUGAAGGAUAAGAGGAGGGUGACAUGAAGUGAGGACAGGCUGUUAUCACGACUGAGAGAGGCCACACUGAAAGAAGGAGACGUUGUCAGACCUCUGAGUCCACAGAGACCACGCAGUAAUUCAUCCUAAGCAUGAGUGAAGAGCAAACAUUUAGGUCCUUUAAUCCUGCAAAGAGACGCAGCUCUUUAUGAGCUUAUCUGUGGUCCAUGAGGAUAUAUGAAGAGAUGAAAACAAACUGAGCUCAGAGUUAGUUCAGGCAGGCCACAAAGUCAAGCUCUAGUCCUUAUAAAUCAGCUGGUUUUUGACACCAAAAUCAGCUGAUGACCUUUUGUCCUCAGAAGGACUUUUUCCCCAUUAAGAAACUGCUUAAUACACAUAAUUCUGCUUAUAACACUGCAGUCUUUCUCAUUGAUCAGUAAUUUUUUACAAAGUUUUGACUUUUGGUUCAUGAUUCUCUAUUUGAAAAUGAUGAUAUUACACUGUUUGUUGUGUCUAAUAAGUAUGCAGAUGAAACAAAACAAUGAAACAAUGAGCGUGGUCUACACCUGCUCUUUUUUGGAAAGCGCCUUGGGAUAAUGACUGUUGUGAGUUGACGCUAUAUAGAUUAAAUUUGAUUGAUUGAUUGAUUGAUUGAGAGGAGUGCCUUUUGCUCAUAAGCAGGGAGCUUUGAGGACAGAGCCAUACUACUAAAAAACCCCAAAGGUCUUUGCUGCUGCUCUCCUUGCCUUGGCUUUUUUUUGCAGCCAGCCAUUAUGCACGCACAUGAAAAGGAGGGGAAGUGUGCUCUUCCAGCCUCGAGCUUUGACGUUCCACAUUCAUGUGGAGGUGCAGGGAGCUCUCAGAGCAGAGACAUACUGUCAAGUAUGAGUGAUUGUGUGAGAACUGUGACUGACUGAAUAAUGAGGGUUUCACCCAGAGGGAGGCUAAAAAAGAGUGAAAGAUAAAGUUUCACUCAAACUCACUGAUGCUGUCAGAGGUGAGCUUGUACAUGUGAACACUCACAGCUAAACUUUGAUCAUCUCUGUAUCUUUUGGUUUUUCUCUGAAUCUGUGUGUCUGAUUUUGACACUUUGUUCAUUUUGAGCAGCACCUGCCGCAAUAUCGAAACAUCUUUAACUCUUUAUGAAAUGAAAAGAAAAGAACAUUUAAUUAAUUCCCGGUCUGGUUUUAGCUCUUUAAAGUCUGGAUUCAGUUAAUCUGACUCCUGGGAGUGCUGCACUUAAUUAUGAAUGUCUGAGCUGAUUAUGGCAGGAGGGGGAAAGAGGAGAUAAGAGUGUAAGGAAAGGAGACGCAGAGGAGCUGAUGAGGAUUUUUGGAUCUAGAGGUUUUUAGCAGCCAGGUUGAUGAGGGGUGCUAACAGCAGUGACUCUGACUGAUCUUUCAGACCUCAGUGAUGAUCUGCUGACCGAUGAUAUCACACGCCGUCUCGGGUCUUUGUAUUCCUCCAUCACUGCCGCUCUGUCCUCUGAGAGCUGCUGCUGAUGUCCUCUGAGUCCCGAGACGUUGAAUGAAUGUAAUUUAGAGUCAGACUGUGAAAACCUGAAGAGACAGCACGCCAUGGUGAGCUGAUAAAUCGAUCUGAGCUCUGAUGAAACGAGAGAGAUGAAUAUGAAACGAUGAAGCUCAUUUAGAGCAGAGAAACUGAGGGGGAGAAGGAGGAGAUGGAAGAGGAGGAAAGGAAGAUAGGGAGGAGGAGGAGGAGAAGGGGGAGUUAUCACGUAUUAUUCUGUCUUUGUGGCUGUAGCUCUUUGUAUGAAUAUAAACAAGAGUUUUAAUUGUUUAUCCCACUGAGGUUCAUCACCAUUUGGCUCUGAGGUAAAUGAAGCUAAGAAGUUCAACAUCUGCAGACACAGAAAAACACUAUCAGAUACAAUCCUCUCACCAUUAGACACACUACAUUCCUCUUUGCACUGUCCUUCCUACAUUUAUAACCUGAUAAUGUUUGUUCUGGUCAGUUUGUAUCCUCAGCUAAAAUAAUAUGAACGAAGAAAUAUUUAAAACAUUAAUGUUCUGGUAAUAAAGCCAUGAAACACAGCUGCACAGCGACAACAACAUACUGCAGAAAUACAGCCUGUGCAGUCAGUAAGUGUGUGCACACAUGGAGAUAAUAGUUUUUUUUCUUCUUUUUGCUGUUCCUGAAAAAUGAACCACAAACUGUUGUAAUCUGUUAUAACAAACACACUCAAGUGGAUAAUACGUGUAAUUUUUUUUAUUAUAUUAUGAAAAUUCACUUUUUUUAAAUGUAGCUUUUAUUUCUAUUCGCAGUUCAAUUUAGUUUAUUAUUCUGUUGUCCAGGUUUAUAAUUGCAUAAUUCUCACAUAUAUACUCUGUUACUUCUGCAGCUUUGCUCCUGAAUAACUGUGACUGGUUCAACAUGUUAAGCACAGUUUGUAAUACUAGAAUUAAUUAUCAUGUCAUUUGUAACCCUUUUUUUUUGUUUUGAUCGCUUGUUCACCAUCUUUCACUUUUUCUGUUCUUGAGCUGCUUUAAUAAGUCAGACUCCAUGUGGAGGAUCAAGAACUCAUAUUUGAUCUUCUUAGUAAAGCUGCACCUUCAGUAUAUUUACUAAAUCAAACAGUUUCAAUUGAUUAAGAGGAUUGAUCAGUUCGAAUGAAGUCUGAUCGAGACAUCAGUACCAGAGAUUAGACUGUAACUACAAACCUGUAAACUGUGCGAUCACUGCGGUGUGUUAAAGGUUCUCAGGUUUUACUCACAUCCGUCACAGUAUUUCAGGGCUGUGCAAGAGCUCUACACCUUCACUCAGUCACAACGAUAGUUUUCAUUGUUUUAAUCUGCCCCUCUCCUCUGCUCUCCAAAAGCUGCUUUUGUGGUUGUUGUUUUGUCAUGUUCUCUUUGUUUUUUUCAUAUUGUAGUUGUUGUUGUUGUUGCUGCUGCUGUAGGGUUGCAUUCAUCUCUACCUCUGUUGGGCUCAGAGCUCAUUUUUCCCUCCGCCUGCAGAGACCUUGGCAGCUUGUUGAGCCAAACAUGUCGCCCCGCAGUGCCGGAACGACCAGCUCUGCCAAACCGCUCUGUGCGACCAAUCACAGCGCAGGAAAAAUGAACUCAGGCCUGGGGUUGAGAUCUGCUCUCCAAGAUGUCCUUCAGUUCAGAGGGAAAUGAGGGGAAAAGGUUUGAGCAGAUCUGGUUGGUUUUACCCUCAUCUGCAGAUGCAGGUGGUGUGAGAUGUUAAAGAUGUGAGCAGAGCUGCCCGAGGAGAGACGCUCAGAGCACCAAAGCAGGAAAAACCAGCUCAGACCAAAGCUGGGAGACAUCCUGUCCUCAGAGUCUCAUUCAUCCAGAUCAGCUCUUUAGAUCAGUAUGUUUCUGUGGGCUCAGGGGUUGAAUCACAAACUCUCUGAGCUCUGCAGGUGGUCCUCUCCUGCUAACAGCCCCACACUCAGAUUAGCUCCAAACUCUGAUCUGCUAUCAGAGGAAGAGCAGAUCUGCACGCUCCAGGUCUGUGCGUUUGUUCUCUCCAUUCCUCUUAGUUGCUGCUUCAUUUCAGAGCCGACCUGCAGCUCCCACAGAGAAAAACACUGAAACGCUGAGAGGAACUCUGUAGACAAGAAGAACAGAGACGGCACACAGUCCACAGAGACACCAAAAGGACUGGAGCCAGAACCAGACUCAACACAGAAACAGAACUCUGACUUAUCCAGGACAAAUAAACAAGACACAACUAGCACAAGCCGGCAGGCAUGAGUUGGGUUUUAUCCCAGGGGACUUACAGUCUUUGAGGGACCAAGAUUUUGGAGGACUUGGCCUUUGUAGGAAAUGCCCUGGAUGAAAAGCUGCUGGUCUCACAAAGAGAGUGGAUUUGACUGUGUGCUGGUUCCACUGGAAAGUUUAAAGACAGUGUUUUGGACACUCCACCAUGAGAACUUCCUCGCUGUCAUGUGUGCUGACCCCUUCUUUGAUGCUUCAGGUUAUUGUUCUGCAGCCAAGGUCCUGAGACGUAAAUGUAGAACCCUGAAGCAAAAAAGCAGAGGAUGCUGAUAUCUUGGAAUAGUCAGAACUGGUUCUCAGUAAGGACCUGCUCAUGAGUCCAGUCCUUAUUUUUCAGACCCUUCAUGUUCAGUGACCUAAACCUGUCCCACUGCGCAAAGACAUGUUAAAACAACGUCUUUUCCAUGUCAUUUUUGCACAUCUAAUUUUGGUCUCCUGAAGGUGGAGACUGUUACUCCAGAUAACGUCGUUUAGUGAACGUCCAUUAAUGACGCCCACAGUAUAGGAGCUAAUUGCAGUCCAAAAGUGGUCUUUGUGGACAUCUUUUGGCUGGUUGUGUUCUCAUGUUUAGUGGGAUGUUUACCUAUUACCUGAGGACAUGGGGACAAAACAUAGAGAAAAACUGAGAAUGUUCACAAACAUGUGGCCUCAGACUGUGAUGUGUUAAAGCAGGGAUGAACCCAGAGCCACAGCUGACUGAGGAUAGGAGACUGAAUCACAGCUUCCACCCAAAAACCGUCUUAAAGCAGCCUCACCAGAUAGCAACUGCAGACUUGAUUGAAACAACUUGGCUCUCAGUAUUUCACUCCAAGUGCAGAAUAACAAACAUCUUCCUCUCAUUUUAUUUUUCUGUCCCUUGCUCUAAAACUCCUGUGGAUGGGAGCCAGUAAAUUAUCUGGAAAUAAAAAUUUCAAAGGUCUCUGCUGAUGUUUCCCAGACUGAGUUCCUGAGCUCCAUGUUUUUAUUCCAUCGUUUCUCUUUUUGUUCUGCUGUCAGUGUGUCUGUCUCUGCUCUCUGAGCUCUGCAUGACCACGAACGAAUGACAAUGUGCCGUCAGUCAGCCAACCAUGACGGAGAGAGGGUGGUGUGGAGUGGGGUGGUGAAGAGAGGGAGAGAGAGAGGAGGGGAAUGGGGAAUGGGGAGAGGUUUCCACUGUGAGAGGAAUACAAACACCCAGAGAGGUCCACAGUCCAGUUUUUACACUUUCAGCCGACUCAAUGGAGACAAACUGUUCUGACCCAAGUUAGCUCUGGUCCCAGUGAUGGCCAGGUUUUUGUUAGACAUGGUCUUGGUCCUUAUCCUGAUUCAAAUUACUACUGCUGUUUAUCAGCUAAACUUAUGAAGUGUUUCCAUGCCUGCUCACGGUGCAGGUUAGUGAGCAUGUUAGUGAAACAGUAGUAAACAUGUAAAUGAACACAUUAGUGAGCAUGUUAGUGAAAGUGCAAGUGAAUGUAUUCAUUUGUAAAACAGUAGAGAACAUGUUCGUGAACAUGCUCAUAAAAACUUAAGUGAACAUGUUAGCAAAAGUCUAAGUGAAUUUGUAAGUUAGUAAAACAGGAGUGGAUAUGUUAACGAACAUGUAAAUAAAUACAUGAGUGAAUGUGUUAGUAAAACAGAAGUGAACGUGUUAGUGAGUAUGUUUGUGAAACAGCUGUAAACAUAUUAAUGAACAUGUUAUUGAGGAUGUUAGCGAAACUGUUAAUGAAUGUGUUGGUAAAAUAGUCGGGAAAAUGUUAUUAAGCAUGUCAGUGAAACAGUAGUAAACAUGUUAAUAAACAUGUGAGUGAGCAUGUUAGUAAGAGUAUAACUGAAUGUGUAAGUGAAUGUGUUAGUAAAACAGUAUUGAACAUGUUAAUGAACACAUUAGUGAGAACGUUAGUGAAAGUGUUAGUUAAUGUGUUACUAAAACAGUAUUGAACAUGUUAAUGAACACAUUAGUGAGAACGUUAGUGAAAGUGAAUGUGUUAGUGAAACAAUAGUGGAUAUGUUGGUUCACUGUUCUGACCGUGUUAGAGGAGAGCAGCUGUGGAAGUGAAUGUGGAUUAGCAGCAUUACCGUAAAUAAUGCUAACAUGUCUGUCAUGUGUGGUUCUUCUCUGAAGCUCUCCUCAGGGAUGUGCAGCUCAGAAAAAUAUAGAAACCUUAAACUUAGAAAGACAGAAAGAGACUGAGGAAGAAUCUGAGGGAGAGACAGAGAGAGAAGAAAGAAAGAGAGAGAGAGGAGGUUUAAGAACCUGCAGCUCUGUUGAAUCUAUUUAAUCAAACUGGGAUUGUUAGAGCGUAUUUAUAACUUAACAUUAUUCAUAGUGUCAUCAGACAGAAUAUGCAGAGCUGGAGGAUUCACUUUUAGUUUUACUCCAACAAGGAGGGAAAAACUGUCAGAAAUAUAGACCAGAUCUGACAUCACUGAGGUCUGGACCUCACAGGCGAUGGAUGACCUUUACUUUGACAAGAAUCAAAGAAAUCCUGAAUAAGGCCCGAUUUAGAUCACCAGGGUUUUUCCGUGCUUCACAAAGACUCUGCCAAAAAACUGACUGUCAAAGAAGUUAAAGUUUUCUAAAUCUGUGUUUGUUUUUUUACUACGAAUGAACAAGAACUUCCCACUACAUGUCAUAAAAUUACAUUUAGUGUCCACAUCGACACUAAAGUUUACAAUGAGGUCUGUGGGACUGUCUCACGCUCUCUCUCUUCUAUACCUCUGAAAUACUCUCUGUUUAAUUAUCAGUUCAUUUAAUACUAAGCACCCUCACAUCUUGGUUGCAGCAUGUUAUCGAAAAGCUCUGAGAUAAACUAGAGUUGUCAGAGUAAAAUCUUGAUAAAAACUCAUAAUUGUUACAAAUAUUCACCCGGGAAGCGAGACAGUGAUGAUGUGUCUGUAUUAUCAUAUCUCAUUCACAUGUUGUAUGUCUGCAGAUCAGGAUCACGAGUGGACAGUCUAUGUUCUCGUACUCAGCUGGAUUUUUCAGUCUGAGCGCAGUAUUCAUAUAGUCAGGAUCAGUCAUCAGCUCUUCUCAGAGUGUUUUUAUUUUAACAUUGGCAGAGAGGAAACACUCCCAAAGGAUGAAGAGGAAUCACAAAAAUCAGACCUGGUGUAAGAAGCCGAGGGUGACGGCACAGCGAGGGGAUAAAAACAGAUCUGCAGAGAAACACGCCUCUGUUCGCUCUGCAGAUAAUCCCACAGAGACGGAGAAGCAGAUACAGAUCAGCCCACUGAAGAGCGAGAGAGAGAAGAAGAGAGAGGGGAGGAGGGGGGAGACGAAGGAAACAAGGGAGCAGGGAGAAGGAGAGAGGAAGAAAGAGAAGGAGAGAGAGAUGUACGAGAUAAAGAAAAAUCAGUGCAGUGAAAAUAAUGAGCAAAGCGAGAGAGAGAUCGGUGUCAGCUCAUCACCAUGCAGAUACAUUAUUAAAGAUAUACUCACAGAUACAGAGAGAGAGAGAGAGAGCGCACACACACUUACACACACACACACACACACUCACUCACUCAAAGUCAGAUAAAAUGGAGGCUCGAAGGAACGUGUGAGUGUGGGAGGCUGAGGGGGAGAGACAGAGUGAUUCAUUACAGCUUAAUGACAUCUCUGAAUGUGGUUUGCUAAAUGAAUCGACUGUAGCUGCUCAUUAUGGAGAUGACCAUGGAGAGGAUUCAAACUCAGGCUAAAAUAUCACCUGGAGAGAAAAAUCACCUAAACCAUACCUGCUCACUCUUUACCUCAGUGGACCUGUUAGGAUGCUGAGCAGAACCUGCAGAUUGGGUCAAGCUAAGGUCCUGAAAACACUUUUUCUUCAUACUAUUGAAUGUUUCAAACCAUGAUCCUUUGUUUACUGGUGAUCAAUAAUAUUUGAUAUGCUGUACAUCCUGCUAAAAAUCCACACAUAUUAACAUCCACAUUAACACCUGUUCAAAGUAAACACAGGCCCUGCCCCCAACUGCAUCAGAGAGGGGUUCCAGUGAUAUCAUAGGGCCUUCACACAGGUCACAUGUAGUGAAUAAUGUGUGACAGUGUGAAUGUGUGAAUAGUGGAAUUUAGUCACGUAAAUACUGUCAUGCAUUUAUACUAUCAGAAAUAAAUACAGUCAAAAAUACAGUCUCUCACACACACACACAUAUAUAUAUAUAUAUAUAUAUAUAUAUAUAUAUAUAUAUAUAUAUAUAUAUACAGUCACACAUGUUUAAAUACACAGUCACACAUAUAUACUGUCAUGUAUUCACAUAUAUAUAUUUACAUGUAUAUAUGUGUAUUUAUAUGCUACUGUAUAGAUAGAUAGAUAGAUAGAUAUUCAGUCACACAUGUAUACUGUCAUAUAUAUAUAUAUAUAUAUGACAGAAUACAUGUGUGACUGAAUAUCUAUCUAUCUAUCUAUCUAUCUAUCUAUCUAUCUAUCCAUCUAUCCAUCUAUCUAUCUAUCUAUCUAUCUAUCUAUCUAUCUAUCUAUCUAUCUAUCUAUUUAUAUGACAGUAUACAUGUGUGACUGAAUAUCUAUCUAUCUAUCUAUACAGUAGCAUAUAAAUACACAUAUAUACAGUCACAUAAAUAUAUAUUUGGUCAGGAGCAGGUUUGAUCCUUCUUAUUCCUCUCCAGGUAAACUCACCUGACUGUAUACUCUAUAAACCCAGAAAGCCUUCAGUGUUGCACUGACUCCAACAGAGGCCAUCAGUCCCUGACUGAGUCCAGCAUGAGUAUGUGGUGUAGAACCUGCUGCUCUAACAGUUUAAAGAUGAUUGAAACAGUGGGGUUGCAGGUAAAACAUGCUCAGACUUUGAGGUUUUUUGUGACAAACUAAAGUUAAAAAGUAUUCUUAAAUGUCAUUGCUCACAGCACUGAGAGCUCCAAGCACUGGUCGGCCUUUUUCAGAAGAUUUAGGGCAGAAACUAUAAGAACACCAACUUUUUCUCCCCAGAGGAGCUGCUUACUGAGCUCUGGAUAUCCACUCAUCCGAUCAGCUGCAGACAGGAACACUGAGCUCCCUUAGGUCCUCAUUCAGACACCCAGAGACUCUGAAACCACCGCAUGGAUGGUUCUUCAGAAUUCUGACAGACAGACGAACAGACGUUUUUUGUAUUCAUAGUCAGACUUACAGAUUCCUCUAUAUCUUUUCAAGAAUAAACGUUUGUUUGGACAACCACAGACUCACUUUUAGCAUUUCUUUUGUUCCUUACACCAAGCAUGUUUCUCAGAACUGAAUAUAAUUGCGGUUUGAAAAAAAGCCAUCCUUUCUUGGUUUCGGUAAAAUUUGAGUGUGUUACAGCUGUGUGAGAUUUUAAUUUUGUUUCUGUUCUGUUAGAGCUGCUGUAGUUUUCAGCUCUGUUAUUUCUCUACCUUCCUUCUUUACUGAUUCCUACCUGUCCUCUGAAGCCUGAGAAAAGCAGCAGGACUCUUUUACUACAGAGCCAUGCUGUUGUAAUCCCUGUUCAAUGUUAUAAAUCUGCUCCUAAACCUGUUUUUAUCAUCAUCUCAUCUCAUCUCAUCUCAGGUGAGUUAAAUCCUAAAUAUAAUAUAGACAGGCGAGUUCUCUCUAAAUUCAGUUAUCAUGAAAAAAUAAAUAAUUGUUUUUGUACCAGGCUGUAAACAUGUCUUUUUCUGCUCCAAAGUUUAACAUGGGGCUCUAUGGGGAUUUACUCACUCCAUGACACAGCCUCUAGUGGACGCUGGAGGAACUGCAGGUUUUUGUUUUUCAGCUGCAGAGGUUGCUAUCUUGUUAUUCCCGAGUUAAUCUGCUCUCUGUGUGAUUGGACAAGAACGACUGAGUGUCAGUGGACAGUUUGUUUAAUGAGGAGUCAUCCGUCUGCGGGAAAUCAAUCCUUCAGAUAGUCGGCAUUAAAAAAGUGAAGGUGAAAAGAGGAGAGAGGAGACCAGAGCAAGGUGAAGUUACUCUGACGGUUAAUUAACAUUUGUCUGUGUUUGCAGGGGUAGGACGGAGAGAUGAGGGGGAAUGAAGGAGGGACGGGGAGGAGAAGGGGGAGGAGGACAUGUCAAUGGAGCAGGCGGAGGAAAGAUAAAUGAGAGGGCUGUGCUAAGAGAUUGGAAAUUCAGAGUGGUUAGACUGUACCUCCCUCCCUCCGUCCCUCUCUCUCUUCUCUCGCUCUCUCUCUCUCUCUUUUUCUCUCCCUCCCCUCUCUAUUUCUGCUGCAGUCUGCCUCUCUCUCCUCACCCUCUGUGGCUGCAGGAUUAUUGGAGGCAGACUGUGCGCUCUGCUGCGGCGUUUGUGGACGGCGAGUUGUGUUUUUUGUUGUUUGUGGGCGGGUGGAGGAGAAAGGAGAGAGCGAGAGGAUCCAGUCUGAAUAAAUCGCUCUCUCUCUCUGUCUCUUCAUGAGCUCACAGUGGGUUUUCUUCUUGUUCUCUCCAGUGGAGGAGAGAUGAGAGGAGCUGUAGUUAUCUGAUGGAUGUCCGUAGUUUCAGAUCUUGAAACCUGAAUAAAUUCCGCCUCAGUCUUCAGUCCUCAGUCUGAGCUGGAACUGCUGCUGCUCCUGUGAAGGAUCAGUUUUUAUCCUCUUGCUGCUGAUUGGAUUCUUCAGAGGACUUUCUGCUGGUAGAACUGCGCGUUGAAGGUUUAUGAAGUUCUCUGUUUAGUCUGAACUGCUUUCAUUCACCUUCUGGAUCUUCUUACGCUGCAGAAACACUCAAACUGGUUCCUGUAGAUGUAAACCAGUUUGGUAAAGAUCAGCCUGUAUCUGAUGGGCAUCCAGAGCCCCUGACCCUUCACUCAGACAUCCACAGACUCAGACCUGAUCCUUCCUGGUUCUGAGGAUUUAGUGGACUGCAUCGGACCCUUCUGCAGAGAUGUCUGGACUCCUGCCCCGCUCCUCUCUGACUCUCUCUGUGCUCCUCUUCCUCCUCCUCUGCUCCUGCCCUGCUCUAGGAAAAAAGAAGCUCUACAUCGGAGCUCUGUUCCCUAUGAGCGGCGGCUGGCCAGGGGGACAGGCCUGCCUCCCCUCCGCUCAGAUGGCUCUGGACCUGGUGAACAAGAGGAGGGACAUCCUGCCGGACUAUGAGCUGGAGCUGAUCCACUACGACAGUAUGGUGAGUAACUUUAACAUCCACUAAUCAUCUUUAUUAAUCAGAGGGUCAAUUUAAUAUUCACGAGACUCCACCAGCAGAAUCGUCCUGACCAGUCUGAGACUGUAACAUGCAAUUAAAAACACCUGAAACAGCUGAUUAUUAUCAUCAGUCACGUUAUAGAUGAACACUCAAUGCUUUGAAUGAAGAGUGAGUGAGAAAAUGUCGCUUUGAUCAAGUAAAAACGCCUUUAAAAGAGCCGAGCUGCAGAAAUAACGCUGCAUAAAUCAGGUGUCAGAGUUUAAUUUUGAAAGUGUCAUAACACGCUGAACAAAAGCACGCACAUGUGGAAACGAAAAUAUACCACAACACAUGCCGGCUGUUUACGUCCUUUUUUUCACGCUCAUGUUAAAUCUACUGACACAUGAUUCAUGAUAAUUUAGUUCAGCAGUGCUGUGACAUUAAGAGGCAGUCAUACCGGGUUUAAUGAGCAGCUGUUUUCAUAUAAAGUUCCAAUCCAACAAUAAAACCCACUCAGCUGAAGGACAGAGGAACAUGACGUUAAGAGAAAAACUACAAAUACCUUAGACACAGCAGGUUUGUCCUGAGCAGAACUUCAGAUAUAAAAUCAGACUCUUUCUGUCUGUCAGUGAUCAGCGAUAGGUGCUGAGAUGUGACUGAACAAAUUACCUUAACUGUGUACGACACAGAGCUGGAAACCUUCGUGAAGAAAAUCCUGAAGUGUAAAAGGAGAGAAGAAGAAAAAACGAUAGAAACAAGAUAAAGAUAAACAAGAGAGGUAUGCAGCUUUUCUUACUUAGUGAAAACAGAGAGUGGAAACUGUCAAGUAGGACGAGACUGUCAAUAUUCUUACACUAUGAAAAUAUGUGGAACAAUCGGGAACGUGUUGAUUUUCUAUGUGCAGCAUCAGGAGACCAACUUCUUCGAAGACCAUGAGGCCAAAACAGAAAUGACACAUCAGUGAUAUUAUGGAAAACCCUUCAUAUGAGAAAAUGAAUGGAGGUCAAUGAAAAACACUCAGCUGUGGUGACAAAGAGCUGAGCGCAAAAAAGUUCCGUUAUUUUGAUGCAGGUUGAAACCCUUUGAAAAUCUUUGGACUAAGUCAUGAUUAUAUAUGUAUACAUUUAGAUUAAGUGUACUUGUACUGCACUAAAGAACCCUUCAUAAGUACAGCUUAUAAAUUUGAUCUGUGUGUUUCAGUCAGACUGUUUUCAACACCUGUUAAACGUUAGAUUAACCUUUCUGUCAGUGUAGGUUUAUAAAUCAGAAAAAACGGUGACUCUCCUGUUUCUGACUCUCAAAUCAUGUGUAAUAAAAGAUUAAUAGAUUCUUAUUUCAGAGAUUAUUUUAUAGAUUUAAGACAUUUGAAAAAUUGCGCAUGUGAAAGAUGUGUUUCAAGGUCAUGUGUUCACAUGUGACGCUUCCUGUUCACAGAUUUAACUGUUAGUGUGAGUGUAAUAACAAUGUUUAGGGAGCAGGUAACAGCAAGGAACCGAUCAGACCGAUUCUCUGAUGAUAUAAUAUGUCCUCUUUUACUGUAUCUGUGUUACUCACAUUUACACACACACGCACGCACGCACGCACACACACACAGGGUGUAAACCAUCAUCAGGCUAACUGUCCAUCCUCUGUGUGUUGUUGCUCUAAAGGCAGCAGCGGGUCAUAAAAUGGGUCGCUGCCUCAGAGAAAUGUCCUACCUGCUGUACAUCUGUGUGUAUAUAUGCGUGUGUGUGCGCGUGUGUGUGUUUGCAUAACAACAGCAGCUGAUAACAACUCUCUGCUGGCCUGCUAACCUUAGGAACUUUACUGCUUUUUCUGUCCCUGUGUUAAUGUUAUGAAAGCAGCUCAUCAUCUGAAAGAGCAAAAAAUCCGAGAACAAGCAAUCAGGAUCAGAAACAGAGAUUUUACUGCAGGAAAGAAAAGACAGGUGAACAAGAAAUAAGAUGUUAGGAGGUCCAUUUUUAAGUCCACCAGAAAAAACGGCAAAAUCUUCAUGGCUAACUGAUCUGCAAAGACAUGAAUGAUCUUCAUCAGCAGAAUAACUGAAGUUCACCAAAUUAGCAAAACACACAAAGGCCAAAAACAAAUGAACCACUAAUGAAAAUUUGUGUGCUGUCAAUGCAUCUGAGAAGGUACUGAUUAAGAUGGUUACAAAUUUAUAAGACACUGUUGCUUUGUGGACUCUGAACAGAUCUCUGUCUUAAAAAGUCUGAGUCCAUAGCAGACUGAGUCUACCACAGUUUGGGUCUGUAAAAGUCUUAGUCUAUACAGUCUGAGUCGAAUAUAGUCUGACUCUAUAACAGUCUGAGUCUACAACAGUCUGACGGUAUAACAAUCUAUAAUAGUCGGACUCUAUAACAGUUGCAGUCACAACAGUCUGAGUCUGUAACAGUGGGUCUAUGACAGUCUAUUACAGUCUGAGUCUAUAACAGACUGAGUCUACAACAGUUGGAGUCUAUGACAGUCUGAGUCACAACAGUCUGACUGUAAAACAGUCUAUAAUAAUUGGACUCUAUAACAGUCACAGUCAUAACAGUCUAAGUCUAAAACAGUCUGAGUCUACAACAGUCUAAGUCUAUAACAGUUUGAGUCUACAAAAGUCUGAGUCUAUAACAGUCUGAGUCUGCAACAGUCUAAGUCCAUAUCAGUCUGAGUUUACAAAAGUCUGAGUCUACAACAGUCUGAAUCUUUGACAGUCUAUUAGAUUCCAAUUCUAUAACAGUCUAUAACAGUCUAUAACAAUUUGAGUCUUUAACAACAUGAGCCACAACAGUCUGCGUCUGCAUUAAUUUAUUACAUUCUGAGUCUUUAACAGUCUGAGUCUGACUCAGAUUCAAGAAUUUUUUUUGGAUUACUAGUAUAAUCUUGAAUUAGGAUGAAAGACUGGGGGCCUAUUAGCGACUAGAAAGCCCACUUUAUAUGAGCCAGAAGGUCUGAAAUAUCAAAUUUAGUCCACCAAGGUUCCUUUAAUCAUGGGUAGAGUUUUACCUGAUUUAGAGCUGCGAUAUUAAUACACACCUUUGGGAUCACAGAAUGUUUGAGGCUCUGUUUUUGUCUCUUCACCUGCAGACUGUCAAACUGUAAAAACUUUAUUUAUAACUCCAAACAGACCGCAAUGAGAUAUCUUUAAUCACACACACACAGUGACAGGCUGUUGUUUUUUUUAGGAGAAUCACUCUGAUUGGUUCAAGCUGCUCUGCAUUGGAUCCUCUCUCCUCAAAACCAGUCUGGUGUGUGUGUGUGUGUGUGUGUGUGUGUGUGUGUGUGUGUGUGUGUGUGUGUGUGUGUGUGUGUGUGUGUGUGUGUGUGUGUGUGUGUAGGGAGGGGAGGGUGGGGGGCAUAUUGAGGUUGGUAUGACAACGGUUACCAAGACAACAACAGUUCAAACACAAACUGAGAGUUGGCUCUGUGAGGGAGGGAUGGUUUGGCUUGUGUGAUUCACGCACACGCACACACACACACACACACACACACACACACUCGUUCUCUCUCUCAGGGCAGAUGGAUGAUCACAAAGAUUCAGUGUGAGCUCGGAGAGACAAAUGCCGAAGAAUCAUUGAUCACAGACCUGAACAGCUCUGAUCUCGGACCAGCUGCUCUUUACACUGAGCACGCUUAUAUCGUCUCCAGCUGAUCUCAGGCCAAUAAAAUCACACUCUGUGGUACCAAAGCUUAGAUAAAGGCUAAUCAUCAGGCAGGAAAUCAAACAACAGCCUCUGAUGUUAAAAGAAAUAAAGGGAAUAGUAAAGCCUGCAGUUCCCUCUGUGUCCCCUAGAGGCUGUGUCCUACAAUGACUCAGUCCCCAUAGAGCCCAUGUUGAAAUGUCCAACUUAACAACACAGAUAAACAUGUUAACAGCCUGAUACAAUACAGCUCUGUAGCAACUCUUAAAGGCAUGGUUGACGAUCUAAGAGGCAGUAGAAAAAAAAAAAGUUAUUUAUGUCACAUGCGCCAUGAUUAAAGGCAAAAAUUACCUGAUCAACAAAAACUAUACUGUCUCGGCGUCUGUUUUCAGGCCCAAAUCCUGGUGGAGCUUUGUCCACAGCUCGAAGGAUGACCUGAUGUUUAUUCGAGUUAGAUUCCUUGCUUGGUCACAUUUCCCGUUCAACUCUGCUCUUCCUUCUGUUGGCUUGUGUUUUUUAGCACUUUUGUCGGUGGGGCAAGCAGAAGUGGGGAUUUUUUUGCGUCCUUCUCCAUCACAGCUCCUGUAGUUAAGCUGCUACGCUACUUUUAGCCGCUAAGAGCUCAGAGGAGUGGGAGGGGACGAGUCCGAACUAUGGGAGAGGGGUGUGUCGAAUACAGUGAGGUGAUUGGAUGGAGAGGCGGAUCAGGAGAUUUACAAAUAGGAGCUGUCCGGGUCGGAUGGCUCCCAUUGGUCAGUGUUUUUGCAGCCCUGUACCUGCUAGGGUAAACAAAUUUUUUCCUUUCUUUUUUCUCUUCACUUUGUGGAGUUAGGACCAUGAUCACCAUAUUAACGAGGUUCAUAAUAAUUAUCAAUCUCUCCAACUGUCAACCAUGACUUUAAGCAGCUCUGUUGUAACUCUUAAGCAGCUCCAAAGCAGCGCUGACGCUGCGCUGAAGCAGCUCUGUAGCAGCCGUGUUGCUCUUACAUACAGAUGUGCAUAACAUUGGACAAAAACAUUUGCUUAAUAAAAUGAUAACUCUGUCAUUGUAACAUCUGAGUUAGUCCUGUCCCUGAUCUUUGACCAUGUGUGGGGUGAUUUCAAUCCUAGACUGAAUAAACUGUCACUGUGUUCAGAUCCAGAUGGGUUUCCGCUCAGUGUUUUCUGCUGUUUCUGUGCUGAUCUUUAGACACCAGAGCAGGCACACUCUGAUGAACAUACUUUGUUUGUUCCAUUGUCUCGGAUCAGCUGAAACAGGAUCCUGUUUGUCCUGCUGUGAUGAAGAUGAUAAAGAUGAAGGCUGCUCUCUCAGACAGUCUGAGAGGAGCAAGAGGAGGAGGAGGAGGGUCUGAUGAAGCAGCUAUGGGAUCCUAUUUGAAUGUUAGUGUGAUUUGCCUCGAGUGCAGAGGUUAAUCAAUACAUCAAACCAAAGCAAUCCCCCCCUGACCAGACGCUGAAAGUGAUUCAGCAGGAGAAGGAGCAGGUUUCUUCCUCACAUGCAGGAUGCCGAGGGAGGCUGAGGAGCUGGUUGCUAGGAAACAUCUUGGGUCUUAGUUUACAUCCUUUUAGAGGAGAUAACAGAGAUGUUCUCCAGCAGGAGAGAAACUGAGUCAGUGUGAAAGUCUGAAUGUGGAGCCUCCAUCAGAGCCUCUGAGAGAGAAAACAUCCACACAUGCUACCCCUUCCCCCUCAGAAUUUAACAUUGAAAUUCAGUCUAUUAAACUGUCGAAUAUCUCCUUAUGAUUCAGAGUAAGCUUACAGACAAACCUUUAAAGAAAAGUGUGGCGAUGGUUCAUGUUUUUCAUCGAGCAAUCUGUUCAUAUUUAGUUAGUGGUCUUGACACUAUUUUAGGUUAGAGGGUUGAAAUUGAUCCACUUUUGGUUUCAUCAACAUGUCAAACCCUUUAAUGCUGAAGAUGAUCAAGACUAAAAUAGAUAAAAACUCUAUAAUUUUUCACUGUCUGUGCUAACUGACAGAAAAUGUUGAGGUUUUUAUGAGAUUAUAUUUUGUAGAGGUGAACCUGGAUGUGUGUUUUAGUCUCUGAAUUCGCUCUCAUUUUCUCCCUAUGCAGUGUGUUUGGCCCUGUCAGUCAUCAGGAAAACAGGCCACAACGACAAAUCAAUAACGAAUCAAAUAAAUACAGAGAACAUCAACUCAAGUCUGCAUCAGUCAUAGAACACACGGCUCAGAAAAGGAUGAAGUUCAAUGAGUGUGAAGAAACGUCUUUACCUUUCAUUGAUGCAACGUGAAUUAGAGGGCCGAGUUAUUAAUAUUACACACCUGCAUUAGCAUCGCACAUGUUACAUACCAGCAGACUGAGCUGUGGCAGAGCCCGCAGACUGGGUGGGGUGGGGUGAGGGGGGGGGGGGGGGGGUGCAGGUGAGUCACGUCCCAAGGUCACCUGUGUGUCUGGUGUUGGAGGCAGAGACACAUUUAUCAGAGAGAGGAGGAGAAAACAUUUACCCAGCAGUCACACUCAUUUAUCCUGAUCCGCAGACCACACACACACACACACACACACACACACACACACACUAGUUUUUGCUUUAUUACAGUUGAUGGUAAAUGAGAAAUCAAUAAGCUCUUUAAAUGAUAAUGGCGGGGGGGGGGGCAUUGAUUGUGGACUGAGUGUGAUUGUGUGUUUGCUGUCAUCAUGUUGCUGACAUUAGUCUCACUGUCAUGUUACUGCAGAUAGAGAAAAACUGAGAGUGACUCUGCAGACAGUCAGAGCAGCUCAAACAGGCUCUGGACCCUACUGAACCCAGCAGACCAGGUUCUGGAUUCUGACUGUGAAAUGUUGUCCCAUUCUUGCCUGAUAGAGGAUUUCAGCUGCUCAACAGUCCAGAGUCUCCUUUGUCCUAUUUUUGGUGUCAUGAUGCUCCAAAUGUUUUCAAUGGGGUAAAAGUCAGGACUGCAGGCAUGCCAGUUUAUCAGCAGGACUUUUCGACUACAGAGCCAUGCUGUUGUAAUCUCUGCAGAAUGUACUUUGUCAUUGUCUUGCUGAAAUAAGAAGGUCUUCCCUGAAAAAGUCAUUGUCUGGAUGGCAGCAGAUGUUGCUCCUAAACUUGUAGAUAUUGUUCAGCAUUAAUGAAGCCUUCACAAGUGUGGAAGCUACCCAUGACAUGAACUCUGACGAUCUCCAUACCAUCAGGGAUGCUGGUUUUGGAGCUGUGGUCGCUCUACACUCUAGAGAGGAGGAGUAAUUCCUAAGGAUUGCCAAAUAGGCUGUAGAGUGAAAAUACUUGUGUGUGUUGUUCACAGAUGUCUCAUCCUCUGUGUGUCCUCAGUGUCACUGCUAGUUUGUAUUCCUGGUCUGUGUCCUCAGGUUCUUUCGAUCUUGUUUUUCUGUCUCCCUGUUCAACGUGUCUUUGGUUGUGUUACAUAUUGUGUGUCUCUGUCCUCAGUGUAUUCAUGAUUGUGUAUUUUCUGCCUCUGUCCUCAGUGUGAUCCAGGAGAGGCCACCAAGUUGCUGUAUGACCUUCUGUACACAGAGCCCAUCAAGAUUGUGUUGAUGCCAGGGUGCAGCUCCGUGUCCACGCUGGUUGCUGAAGCUGCUCGCAUGUGGAACCUUAUUGUGGUGAGAAAAGAUGACUUCCUGUUUUGGAUAGCUAGGUGUGUUGAAGCUGUGAGGCAGGUGGUUCAGCAGGACUUCAGCUACACCUCAAAGACUGUUAAGAGAAGCUGAAGUUAGUUAGAGGCAACAGACUACUGAGAGGUUUAUACAGACUACAGACACGUUUAUACAGACUACAGACAGGUUUAUACAGACUAUUGAUAGGUUUAUAAAGACUACGGACAGGUUUAUAUAGACUACAGACAGGUUUAUGUAGACUACAGACAGGUUUAUACAGACUACAGACAGGUUUAUACAGACUACAGACAAGUUGAUAUAGACUACAGACCGGUUUAUACAGACUGCAAACAUGUUAAUGUAGACUACAGACAGGUUUAUGUAGACUACAGACAGGUUUAAACAGACUACAGAUAAGUUAAUAUAGACCCGAGACAGGUUUAUACAGACUACAGACAGGUUUUUGUAGACUACAGACAGGUUUAUACAGGCCACAGACAUGUUUAUACAGACUGCAGACAAGUUGAUAUAGACUACAGACAGGUUUAUACAGACUGCAAACAUGUUAAUGUAGACUACAGACAGGUUUAUGUAGACUACAGACAGGUUUAUACAGACUACAGACAGAUUUAUACAGACUACUUUUGGGUUUACACAGACUAGAGACAGGUUUAUACAGACUACAGACAGGUUUCUGUAGACUACAGACAGGUUUAUACAGACUGCUGGUGGGUUUAUACAGACCACAGACAGGUUUCUGUAGACUGCAGACAGGUUUAUACAGACUACAGACAGGUUUAUACAGACCACAGACAGGUUUCUGUAGACUGCAGACAGGUUUAUACAGACUACAGGCAGGUUUAUACAGACCACAGACAGGUUUCUGUAGACUACAGACAGGUUUAUACAGUCUACUGAUUGGUUUAUACAGACUACAGACAGGUUUCUGUAGACUACAGGCAGGUUGAUACAGACUAGAGCUGGCAUAAUAGCAUGCUGAGGUUUGUUUCCGUCUGUAUCUUUACAAACCUCUUACUUGUCUGCUUGUGUCUGUUCCUUCAGCUGUCAUACGGCUCCAGCUCCCCCGCUCUGUCAAACCGUCAGCGUUUCCCCACCUUCUUCAGGACUCACCCGUCUGCCACGCUGCACAACCCCACUCGAGUCCAACUCUUCCAGAAGUGGAAGUGGACCAAGAUUGCCACCAUCCAGCAGACCACUGAAGUCUUUACAUCGGUAUGUGUGGUUCCUGUAGUAAUGUGUGAGUCUGAAAACUCCUCAUCCUGACUCUAAAGAAAAAGCAGACCUGUGCAGUGGACUAGGACUCUGCAGGUGUAGCAGCAGCAUAAAGGGUUUCUAGAGAAAGAUCAUGAGUUAGUCCAACUUAGUGUGUUUAUUUUGCAUGUUCAGAUAGCAGUCAAACUCUGAUCUACACAAAGAUUAUUUUGGCUGUUUUUGACAACCGAUGACUGUAAAAAUCAGAGGAUCAGAGAUUCAUUCAGUCUCAUGUGUUUCCUCACUCUUCUUCUCUUCUUCACCUUCCUCUGAUUUAUUCUUUUCCUCAGCACUUCUCUCACACUUCAGCUGCGUCUUCAGUCCCUUUAAAUGUCCUCCAUGACCCCUGUUUCAUUAUCUCUGCUGCUCCUGUCCCUGUCCUUAUUGCUCAGCGUUUCCUCUCUGUGUGUUUGACAGACUCUAGAUGAUCUAGAGGAGAGGGUGAAGGAGGCGGGGAUCGAGAUCAGCGUUCGCCAGAGUUUCCUCACUGAUCCUGCUGUGGCUGUGAAAAACUUAAAGGUACCUAAAAAGACCAGAACCAUCAGCAACCACCUCAGAUCUCAUUUACAGCACAUUUACCACCAGAACCAGAGACCAAUACCAGACUCACCAAGACUAAAACCAGAUACACUGACACCAGAACCAGGCUCACUGAGAACAGAAUCAGAUUCACUGAGAUUAGAACCAAACUCACUGUCACCAGAAACAGACCUUGGUAAAUCAAAGAUAAGCCAGGGUUACCCGUUCAGAUCCAGAUCUGUGAGCCUCUGUGGAUCUCUGUGUUUUUGUUGAUCCUGGGAUCAGAGGCUGGUCUGGUUUCUGGGUCUUUACGGUGUCAGUCUGCAGGUUUGAAUGAGAGCACUGAGAUAGUGAACACUCUCUUCCCCCUCCUGGAUCAGCCUGACCUUCUUCCCUCCUGCUGUAUAAUGACCCCAUCUUCCAUCAUGGCCUACUUCUGUGCUCCAGGAUUAAUUGGCGAUGGCAGAGGAAACCAUGGUAACGGUGUGAAUGUACCCCCGAGCAGAGGAGGUCUGCGGUUGACUCUCCUCACCAGGAAGUCUUCAGCUCGCUCUUUUCAUCCCCACUUGGUGGCUGACUCUCUUUCUUUUUCUGUCACCCCUCAGCGUCAAGACGCCAGAAUCAUCGUGGGUCUGUUCUACGAGACCGAGGCCCGCAAAGUCUUCUGUGAGGUAACCUGACCCACUUCACAGAUGAGACAAAUCAGUUAAACCAUUUAACAUACGAUGUCUUCGCUAUAGAUGUAGUGCUAUCCUUCUCAGCUUUCACCCCAACUGACUUUAAUCCAAACACUGAGCUGAUUUUCUGACAGUCCUCUUGUCAGUGUCAGUUUUAAACAUUAUUCAGGGAACUUUCUUUCAGCAGUGAAAAAUGAAAAGGUUGAUUUGGCAGCAAAGGUAUCCCUGGUAUCAAGAUCUUCCUCUGUCAGAAUGGUCUUUAUGUUUCAGGGUCUAGACAAACAUAGAGGGGAUCAGAACCUGGUUUAAGAUAAGAUAAGAUAAACCUUUAUUCAUCCCACACUGGGGAAAUUUGCAGUGUUAUAGCAGCAAAGGAUCAGCACAGCAAACAGAAGAAUAAGUACAACCAUUAUGAACACAGUGCACAGAUAAUUAUAAAAAAGUUAACUUGGACCCGUACAAAAAAUGUUAUAUAGAAAAAAGAGAAAAAUAUAAGCAACAACAACGAAACUAAAAAUGAAUUUACACAGUGAACAAAAUAGAAUUGGACAUGUUGUUAUUGCACAUUAUAGGAGUUAUUAUACCUGGGAAAAAUGAAUGUAUUUGCCAUUGUAAUAUCUAGCCUGUCAAUACUGCACAUUGAGGUAGCAUUGAGUUGUUUAUUUUUUUUAGUUAAGCUAAAAAAAACUUUAUGUCGUCAAUGUGAAAAAGCAUAAUAUCACCGUUAAGUCGAGGCCGAGUCACUAAAGACAGUCAGCGUUCAGAUUUCCUGACUUUCCUAAAGACACCAGAAAAGAUGGUAGUCACAUCCAUCACAGAAACUCUCCACAGACAGAUGAACAGUAAACCAGAGUGAAGCCUCUGAGAGACUAUUUACAGAGAAACUGAGACUUUUUCUACCCAUCAUACCUGGAGGGAUGAAUUUUUCUGUUCUUCUUCAAAUUGAUGAUUAAUAAUCAACAGUAAUAAUAUUUUUUAAUGAUUCAGGUCUAAUACCACCUUUAUACUCGCAGUUCAGCAUUCUACUGACAUGGGAUAUUUGAUGAGAGCCACAGCCUUGACACGUCUGUAGUGCUCUCUAGUGCCACAUGGUGGACACAGGAAUUAAGUUUUUGCACAUUCCUGUAGUUUCACACUUGUUAUAAAUCAAAGCUUUGUUUGACUAAAGCUUCCUUUAUUGCAGCAUUGACGAUUUGUAUGUAAAAACCUUUAAGACUAUAUCAUUUCAAAAUAAAAGCCCUCCUCUCCUCCUUUCUCUCUGCAGGUGUAUAAGGAGAAGCUGUUUGGGAAGAAGCAUGUGUGGUUUCUGAUUGGCUGGUAUGCAGAUAACUGGUUUAAGAUCAAAGACCCAUCCAUUAACUGCACUGUGGAGCAGAUGACAGAGGCUGUGGAGGGUCAUGUGACCACCGAAAUCGUCAUGCUGAACCCUGAGACGGUGCGAGGUGCCUCCAACCUGGUGAGUCCUCCGCUGUGACGUGUCUUAUUAUAAUGGUGUUAUUAUUCUGGGGUUAUUAUAACCUGACUUAUCAGAACUGCAGAGAAUUAUCUGCAGCUGCAAAGACUGCUGGGAGAUUAUGAUGAAUGGCUGAAUGCAGGUUUUAUAUUUAGCUGCAGCUGCAGAAUCUCUGCAGUAUUUACUCUGAUUAUACAGCCUUCUGAUGAGUCAGUAUCUUCUCGUGCCUUAUGCAUGCUUUUAAAACCUGCAGAGAGAUUUACUCUCAGGGAUUUUCAGCUUUUUUCAGGACAGGAGCUUUUCUAAAAAAACGCUUCAAGAAACUUAUUUACGACACAGAUAAACUGUGAAAACUGUCUGUUUGUGUUCAGCAGAAUUUCAGGAAGUUUUCCAGAGAUCAGCAGCACACGUAUGAAAACAGCACAUAACCAGUUUUUGAGCUGUAAACACUAAAAAGUUAUUUCCUCAACGUGCUGCAGAGUGACUGUCUUGGAGUGAGUGAAUGGACCUCUGAGGGAUUGGCUCCGAAAAUUGAGAUGCUGCAGAGGGUUUUAUUGAUCAGAGAGAUGAAGACUCUAACUCUGAGUUCAUUUAUCCUCUUACAGAGAGUGUCUAAACGCUGAUCUGAUCCCUGAAGAAAAACACACAUUAGAUCUGUGUUUCAGUGAUCAAUAGUAUCUCUCAUUGAAUAAACAGGUUUUCUGAUGUCCUGAGCUCAUAUUAACUCACUGCUCAUCAUCUGUAGACUUCUCAGGAGUUUUUGACCCAGCUGAUGUCCAAACUCGGGGGUAAGAAUUCAGAGGAGACUGGGGGUUUCCAGGAGGCCCCUCUGGCCUAUGACGCUGUGUGGGCUCUGGCUCUGGCCCUCAACAAGACGGUGGGGCCCCUGAGGGCCAAGGGCCUCCGACUGGAGGACUUCAACUACAACAACCGAGGAAUCACAGCAGAGAUCUACAGAGCGCUCAACACCAGCUCCUUCGAGGGUGUGUCGGUGAGUUCAAGGGAGGAGGAGGAGCAGGAGGAGGAAGACUUGACUUUGGUUGAGUUAAGAAAUAUCAGAGAGAUCUAUCUGAGAGUAUUAAAUCUUCUCCUUUGUGUUUCAGGGCCAUGUUGUGUUUGAUGCUCAGGGUUCGAGGAUGGCCUGGACUCUGAUCGAACAGCUUCAAGGUACUCAGCUGUCUGUUACCAUGUUUACUUAGGCAGAACUCAUGCUUGAUCAGACCAAACCCUUUAAAAAAUAACCACCUAAUAGUUUGAUCAUUCAACGUUUGUAGCAUUAGCAUCCUUCAAGGGAAAUGGAUUUGAGUAAGGUAGACAAUUGACUGACUACAGUGCAGCCUGAAUAAUAUUGUGAAACUGAGACUCAGUGGAGGCAAAAACUAUGAAACAAAGACUCAGUAGAGACAAAAACUGUGAAAUAGAUUCUGAAACAGUAAGCUGGUAGUUGGGGUCUUUUUGAGAAAUCCUGAUGGGGACUCUAGCUAACACAACAGGUCAUUAAACCGGGACCUAGUCUAUCUGCAGUAGCUGGAGGCAGCAGGAAAGGUCAUCAAAACACCAAUUUUUAGAGGGACACUCACCAACUGAGAGUGAGAGAGAGUCUGGAUGAUGAUAGAAACACAGCUUUAGACUGCAUAGCUCUAGAAUGCUGGGCUCUGGGAUAUUUAGCUCUAGAAUGUUUAACUCUUGGAUGUGCAACUCUAUAAUGUUUAGCUCUAGAAUGCUGGGCUCUGAGACGUUUAGCUUGCGAAUGUAUAGAUCUAGAAUAUAUCUUUAUGAUGUUUAGCUUUAAAAUAGUUAGCUCUAGAAUGUGUACCUUUUGGAUGUUUAGCUCUAGAAAGCUGGGCUCUGGGAUGUGUGGCUCUAGAAUAUGUGGCUCUAUAAUGCUGGGUUCUGGGAUAUUUAGCUUUAUAAUGCUGGGCUCUUAGGAUGUGUAGCUCUAGAAUGUCUAGCUCUGGGAUGUUAAGCUUGAGAGUGUUUAGCUUUUGGAUGUUAAGCUCUAGAAUGCUGGGCUCUUGGAUGUUUAGCUCUAUAAUGUUCAGCUCUAUAAUGCUGGGCUUCUUGGAUGAGUAGCUCUAUAAUGUUUAGCUCUAGAAUGCUAAGCUCUUGGAUUUUUAGCUUCAGAAUGUGUAGCUCUAGAAUGCUUAGCUCUAGGAUGUUUAGCUCGAGAAUGUUUAGCUCUAGAAUUUAGCUUUGGGAUGUUUAGCUUUAAAAUGUUUAGCUCUAGAAUGUGUAUCUCUAGAAUGUUUAGUUCAAAAAGCCGGGUUCUGGGAUGUGUAGCUCUAGAAUGUGUGGCUCUAUAAUGCUGGGCUCUUGGAAGCUUUUAAGUCUCUUAAGAGGACAGCAAGUAAGCUAGGUAUAGUAGCUUUGUGAUAGCUUUGGCCCUGGUCCUGGUCCUGGUUCUGGUCCUCAGAGCAGUAUUAGCAGUACUGCUCUCAGUUGGUGCAGGGUGGCCUCAGACUUUGGUUGUUGGAGUCUUGCUGGCUCAGUGUCAGUGUUUCUGCUGCUGGCUGGUACUUAAGUGUGAUCAGAGAAACCUCAGGAUAUGCGGCAUCUCACACAGUCUCUCACAUGAUUUGUUUUUUUAUUAAGUCCAGCCUGCAGGGACGCCUCAGGCUGGACUUCGUUACUGAAAUGUCUCGUCAAUUCAAUCCGUGCUCAAAGUGAAAGAACAAGCUCACAGACCAUCAGACUGUCAGGGUGUCCCAGCGGACAGAAAAAGACCUGAAUGUCAGAAAGUGACAUUUCUAUUUAAGGUUGACCAACAGAAGGAGGACAGGAGGAGGAAGGAGGCAGAAGGAGACAAGGGACGACAGGAGGAGGCUGGAGGAGACAGGAGCACUGUCUCUGAGACUGAAGAGUAGAUUUUAAAACACAUACAGGACAGAAAUAUUCAACUCAGUUCAGUUCAUAAAAAUUUUGUAAGGUUCAGCUCCAUUAGGGAUUUCAACACAAACAUGUUUAACCUGCAGAAUAACAUCACUUGUUAUCCCCGUCUCUCUGUAUCACAGGGGGGAGUUAUAAGAAGAUCGGGUACUACGACAGCACCAAAGGAAACCUCUCCUGGUACGGGAACGACAAAUGGAUCGGUGAGUCCUCCUCUUCACUCUUAAUCCUCUCCGCCUGCUCCUCUCCCUCCUCUUCCUCCUCUCUCUCUCUUUCGCCUCCCUCUCUUUCUCUCACUCUGUUCAUCACUCAGAAUGUCAGGUGUGAUCAGAAUGAAGUUACCUGCUCUCAGUCAGUUUCCCUCUGAGUAUCAGUCUGAUUAAAAACAUCAGAGCAGGUAGAAAACCGCUCAGAUAGACCAGAGACUGUGUGUGUGUGUGUGUGUGUGUGUGUGUGUGUGUGUGUGUGUGUGUGUGUGUGUGUGUGUGUGUGUGUGUGUGUGUGUGUGUGUGUGAGUGUGUGUGUCUGUUGGAGGGUAAAUACGUGUCGACCUUGCCUCUGUAUGUGUGUGUCUGUCUCUCCGUCUGUCUUUCUGAGACGCUGUUGAUUGGAUUUCCUGUUUGCCCAAACUGACAUUGAUUGAUUUAAGGUGGGGAAGGAAGGGGGUGGGGGGUGGAUGGGGGGGUUCAAGGUUACUCAGCAGACAAGGGGAAAUCCAAACAGGAGGAAGAGCGUCAGUCUGUCCUUCUCAGCUGCUGCAAAUGUGAAGUCAUGACACUCUGUUAUCUCCGAACAGAGUCAAUAGGUUUUGGAAGCUAAAACAGAAACGCCUGCAGUUCUUCAGUGUCCACCAGAGGCUGUUUCCUACAGUGAGUCAGUCCCCACAGAGCCUAAUGUUAAAACUCCAAACUUUACAGCAGAGAUAAACAUUUUUAUACCCUAGAAAAGAAAAAGUUUGGGUCUUUUAUGAAUUAAGGAGCUCACUGUUAACAUUAAAUUAAGAACGAAACUCACCUGUUUAUAUAAGACUAAAGAUGAAAUACACCUGUUUACAUCAGAUUAAAGAUUCCAUGACGAGUUCAUCAGCAAGAUUCAGCCUCUAUCUGGAUUAAUAUCUAUUACUUUAGUGUGUAAAUGAUCUGUGUAUUGUAUCUCUUAUUGAUGUUGCUGCAGUGAGCUAGUGUGUAUGAGCCCAGUUUCCAUUUAAAUGUCAUCACUGGUGUAUAGACGAAUGAGGAGCAGUUGAAUGAGACUGUUGCCAUAGCUACUCUAUAAACUACCAGUGUUAGCUGGUGGACCAAAGAUCACUGGCGACUGAUAGUGUUUCACCAGGUUAACAGAACCACUUUAUAAUAUUUGAGUCCGACUCCAGUUCUGUGUAUUUGCUAAAAGUCCCCCCCACCCGCCAUCAUCUCUGAACCUCUCAGCUGUGCUCAGUCUCUCUGUCUUUUUUCUCCUGGUCGGGUUUGACGUCAGUCUGAACUGAAAUGCUGUGAGCUGAAAAUCUGCCAGCUGUGACACAGAAUAGAUUUUAUAACAGACUGAACAUGCAGCAAGGUCGUCCAAAUGUCCCCCCCAUCCCCCCCGCUCUGCCAGAACAGGACCACUAUGGGGGUUGGAGGGGAGAGGAAGUGCUGACCUCCAUUUUUGAUGUGCAACCCUGCGGACAGCCCAACUCCAGACCAGCUGGACUCAGUUUAAAACUUAGACACUGUUCACCAGCAGAGACGACAGUAGAGUAGAAAUACUUCAUCAAACCAAACGCACAGAGCUUCAGUUUUAAGAUCAUUUAAACACAGAUAUCCAUUACUACAGUGAUACGUUAUUCCAGAGUUUCGUUUUCCAGGGUUCCAUUAUUCCAGCGUUAUGUUAUUCCAGCGUUCAAUUAUUCCAGUGUUUCAGUUAUUCCAGCAUUCCAUUAUUCAAGCGCUCCUUUAUUCUAGCGUUCCAAUAUUCAGUGUUCAUUUUACGGGCACUCCUUUAUUCCACAGCUUCUUUAUUCUAACACUGUUUUAUUCCUGUAUCAGUGUAUAAUAGAAAACACAGAUUUUUUUAUUUUAGUUUUAAUGGAUUUAUUUUUCUACUUCAAGGUCAGUCAGUGUGUUUGAACAGGAAGUGAAAUGGAGCUCUGUCUUUGGUUUUAAGAGUGUCAGAGCCAAAUCUACAUCUACGAAUAAAAGUUAAUGUCAGAUGGUCAAAAACUGACCCUGCAGGAGAAACCAGUCUCCCCCACUCUGUCACAGCUGAGCACCCCACCACCACCACCACCACUGUGGGGUCAGGACUGAAUCGUCUUUCCCAGCAGUAAAAAACUUUGGUCUGCAGCUGGCAUAUUUCAAAUUGAUGGCAUGUGUCAGAUUGAUGGCGUGUUUCAAAGUGAUGGUGUUUAUCAGAGUUGAGGCAUGUUACGGAUUGAUGGCGUGUUUCAAAGUGAUGGUGUGUUUCAGAGUGUUUGUAUGUUUCAGCGUGAUUGUAUCUUUGAGAGUGACGCUGUGUUUCAGAGUGAUUGUAUGUUUCAGAGCGAUGGCAUGUUACAGAGUGAUGGCAUGUUACAGAGUGAUGGUGUGUUUCAGAUUGAUUGUGUGUUUCAGAGUGAUGGCAUGCUUCAGAGCGUGUUUUAGAGCAAUGUCGGUUUCAGAUUGAUGGCAUGUUUAAGGAUUUAUCUCCACAUGAUGGGGGUUUUUGGUCACACUAAGACCGGAAGGAGGGUCACAGGGGCAGGAAGGUGUGUUACAAGGUCGGCUUAAUUUUGAAGCUGUGGCUCCCUCUUUUUUUAAUAAUUUCAGUAGAAUUAACUGUUUUUAUAAACAUCGUCAUAGUUUGAAUGGCAGAUGAAUUCGUCUGUGUGAACAUCAGAAAAUUUAAAUGAUAAGAAAAAGUCAGAAAUAGAUGAUAAUACAUACCAGAAUAACAGUUACAUUAUUAAAAAUUAAAAUAGAAAUAAAAAAUCAAAAUCAACCUUAUAAAAAUUAUUAAUAUAAGAGAACACAGUUCAACCUCUCUUUUUAAAACAGUUACAUCCUUAAGCUUUUUUUUCACUGUUUGUUUUUAUCUGUCUUGUAGAGUGUCCUUGGUUGUUUCAAAAGGCUCCUAUAAAUAUAAUGUAUUUUUUUUAUUAUUAUUAUUAUUAUAGCAACCCUGCAGAGCAGAUCUGAGAUCCUUUCAGUUAACCAGGGUAUUUUAAACCAAACACCACACUCUCCAUGUUUGUCUCUGUCCACGUUUUUUUAAGUGACUUGUAAGGAGCAGAAUUCUUCCUCUUAGCCUGACUGAGUUUAUUUUGGCUGAUGUUUAAAAAUAUCCUUGAAACUGGCUGCAGGUUUUUCCUCCACUGACAGCUGAGCUCAGUGUGCAGCAUGUACUGUCUGGGCAGCUUCUUGGCGGCUUGUUGCUUAUAAACAGGAUGCAUGUUAGUGCGCCCCCUGCUGUUCCUUAACACACACACACACACACACACACACACACACACACACACACACACACACACACACAGCUCCUCUAAAUCACAUUUUCUCCUCUCACCUUGUUAUUUCUUACCUUCACCUCCUUUCUCCUCUCUCUCUUCAUCUCCAUGACAACCAGUGCUGCCUCUCUCUCCCUCUCUCUCUUUCUCUCUCUCUGUGUCUCUCUCACAUUGCUGCGGAAACCAUAUUGGAGCCAGUCACCAUGGUAACAUGCUGUCCCGAUUCCACCAUCAAGGGCAGGGAGAGGUAUUAAUGUUAGAGAACAUGUAUCCCAGAGGACACACAUACACACACUCACACACUCACAGGUGCACUCACACCUCCUCUCUUACUCAUCUUGAUUUUGUGGUGUUUGUGUGUAUGUCUGUGUUUGCACAUGUGGGUGUGUGUGUAUUUGUAUAAACUCUGCUGUAUGAAAAAUCUGCUGCUGCUGAGAACAGGUGAGAACCUGUCAGGUAACAUCUGUGAGGUACCUGUGUGUCCAACAGCGACUGGGUCUUUCAACAGCCUGUAUGACAGACUGCUGCAUUGUUACCAGUUAGCAGUGAGGAAGUCUGAGGAUUUCUGCCUCACCGUGCCUGAGUUCUUCAUCCUCUUCUUCCUCUACGGAGUUUAUUAAAGCCUCUCAUCCUCCUGUGUGUGUGUGUGUGUAUCAGGCCCUGGCCCUCCUGCAGAUCAGACUGUGGUCAUCGAGGAGUUCCGGUAUCUGUCUCAGAGGCUCUUUGUGACUGUGUCGGUGUUUGCUGGGUUUGGGAUCCUGCUGGGGAUCAUCUGCCUCACCUUCAACAUCUACAACAGCAACGUCAGGUACCAAGUCUUGGCAUGUCUUAUUUUAGCUCAACACCUCCAUAGAUCUAAGUGUGCUGGGGCAGCCAAAACAUAGCGGGUAGAGCCAAGGGACUGAUGCUAACCAAAACAUCCAUUAAAUUUACUGACUGAUUAUUUCUCUGUCCAGGUGUUCCUGCUUCUCUCUGUGAAGGUUUGAAAGUGUGUGUGUUGUUUUUACUGCAGGUACAUCCAGAACUCUCAGCCCUACCUGAACAACAUGACAGCAGUCGGCUGUAUGAUGGCUUUAGCUGCUAUUUUUCCUCUGGGCAUCGAUGGCCUGCACGUCCACAAGACACAGUUUCCAGUUGUCUGCCAGGUAUGAAGAACAAAACUCUUUUAUAAAGGGGGUCUGAAGGUAAAAACCUGCUGACACAUCCCUCAUUGUAACUUUAAUGUUUGAUUUCGCUUUCACUGUCCUAUUUCUUUAAUGCCCUUGAUGUUAGCAUGUCAAAGCCUGCAGUGGGUAGAGCAUGCCUCCCCUCUGUUUCAUGUGCAUAUAUGCAAAGCCAGGGCAGAGGAAGCAACAAAGUCCCCUAGGGUAUAGAAUGGAACAGCAUAAGUGACAAUCCAUAUGACCAUAGCAAAAUCGGAUACAGCAUAUAGAAGAAGGAGCUGGGGAGGAGGAGGAGGGGAGAACAGCAGCAAAGACACUGGUACAGAUGAAAUAGGAGGAGUGGACAGGCUGAAGACGUCUAAAUAGAAGAAACUUUUUCAACAUUCUCAACCUUUAUAGCCUGCCUGGACUAGCACUUUGCUCAGUUUGUCAAGCAGACAUCUCUGCUGUAUCCCAGGGGACACAGAUUCAGCAGGUUUUAUUUCUGAGAACAGAGUUAAAUGAAACUCUCUGUCUGUGUCUCUUCUUAUUGAAUUUCCCUUUGGGGAUAAAUAAAGUUCUUAUCUUAACUUAUCUUAUCUUAUCUUAUCUUAUCUUAUCUUAUCUUAUCUUAUCUUAUCUUAUCUUAUCUUAUCUUAUCUUAUCUUAUCUUAUCUUAUCUUAUCUUAACUUAACUUAACUUAACUUAACUUAACUUAACUUAUCUUAUCUUUCUGUGUGUGUCUCCUUGUCUGUGUCCGUGAGCCAGUUUCGUCUGUGGUUGCUCGGGCUGGGCUUCAGUCUGGCAUACGGCAGCAUGUUCACUAAGAUCUGGUGGGUUCAUACUGUCUUCACCAAGAAGGAGGACAAGAAGGACAGGAGGAAGGUAAGGAGACAGGGAGUAAAGGAACAGAGUCUUUCUCAAUUAGAUCUGAGGACCCUCACUCUGUGAAAUCCUCCACGACAACGCGUCAGGUCCUCACUGAAGAUCAUCGACCAGAGACGGUCAUCAGCUCUCUGCUCAUUAUCACUCAGUAAAGACUUAAGUUCUGUCCUUUCAGAUAUCAGUGAUCAGCUUUUCUUAUCAUAAUCAAUAUUCUUAUUGACUCAGUACAGACUUCUCUGUUCACUCUGUGUCAAUAAUUCUAAUAACAAACUCACUUGCUCUAUUAUAUCAUCACUGAACAACACCAGCUUUGAUUUGCUAUUGAUUAAUGACUGACUGACUGACUGAUUGAUUGAUUGACUAAUUGAAUGAUUGAUUGAUUGUCUCCCAGCAGCACUUGGAGCCCUGGAAACUGUAUGCGACAGUCGGAGUCCUGUUGGGGAUCGAUGUCCUGUCUCUAAUGAUCUGGCAGAUUGUGGAUCCUCUGCAUAUCACUGUGGAGGUCUGUUCCCAACGAUGCAGAUUAAUCUUCUUAUCAAAGAGUUUAUUGAAAAGUGUUUGAUCAAAUAUUUGUCCUUAGUUUAAAUCCAUCAGUGUUAAAAUUCAGAUGUGAUUUCUGACAGAUAAACGGACGCCGUGUUUCUUUAGCGUCCUCCUUUUUAGAUCAGGACGCAGUCUUGUUUAGCCAUCACAUGGAAAAAAUAAAAACAUUUUGAAUUAUUUUUGCCUUUAUUAGAAAUAUGGAAAUUAUCAUUAGAAAAUAAGAAAGUUAUGAACCAGAUCAUAUCAAGACUCAAAAAAAAUCCCAAAAUCAGUUCAGAGGAUUGUAUAUGGGGUACCUGCUCCACCAACUAAAUAUGACCAGCAACUGACUGUGUGCAACAGCUCAAGUAAAAUCAGUAAUAAUCUGGUCACAUCAUGUUUUCUGAGGAGGUCAGCUGAUAAACCUCUAACCUCACCUGUGUCCUGAUUUCUUCAUUUUUCUGUGUUUAUGUGGAGCAGAAGUUCACCAGGGAGGCUCCUAAAGCAGACCUGGACGUCCUGAUCCAGCCUCUGCUCGAACACUGCAGCUCCCAGAAGAUGAACACCUGGCUAGGUGAGUCACACACCUAUUCUGUCUGUACAACCCACCUGCCGGCUCUCUGUGAGUUCAUCAGUGUAGAGCUGGGUAAGGAGGGCAAACAGUAACCAGCUCCAGUUGAAUAGACAUCCUGAAUCAGAAUGUUGGUCUGUCUCACUGUCUCAUCACUCACCUGUUGUAUCAUGUGAUGCUCUGGAGCAUGUGUCCUUCUCUCCUUUCCUUGUUUCUUUGCAUCUCUUCUUAUCUGAAGGUGCUGAGACAUAUUGAUGAGAGUGGGGGGUGCUUUUGGGGUCAUGAGAUGUACCUGUCAAAUACCUGCAUGGUUCCUCAUGGCAGCCAUCUUGUCUCCUCAGGUGUGGUUUAUGGUUAUAAAGGUUUGCUGCUGCUGCUCGGGAUCUUCCUCGCCUACGAGACCAAGUCUAUCUCCACCGAGAAGAUCAACGACCACCGAGCUGUGGGCAUGGCCAUCUAUAACGUGGCUGUAAGUCCAGAUCUGUGUGUGUGUGUGUGUGUGUGUGUGUGUGUGUGUGUGUGUGUGUGUGUGUGUGUGUGUUUGUGUGUGAAUGGGGGGGAGUGCAUGUGUGUGUGUGUGUUACAGAUGUUGAUCUUUUUGACAUGAUUCAAGUUAUUCAGGCAAAACCAAAUCUCAGUCUAUAAAUCCCCAAAAUUCCUCUACUGCUCACGCAUGCAUACACACACACACACACACACACACACACACACACACACACACACACAGUGUGUUUUAAUCAGCAGAAAGUCCUUUCAGCUGAUUUUUGUGAUUCUAUUCUCAUUUUAAUUUGUUUUAGAGGAUAAUCCUCCAUCUGCUGAUCAAUCUGACUGUGUGUGUGUGUGUGUGUGUGUGUGUGUGUGUGUGUGUGUGUGUGUGUGUGUGUGUGUGUGUGUGUGUGUGUGUGUGUGUGUGUGUGUGUGAAUGUCUCUGUGAGUGUUUUGCUCCUCCAUCAAUGCUGUGAUGAGAUUUUCAGUCUGAGUCCAGAGAUGAGUGACAGCUGAUCAAUACCGCUCUACCUGCUGACUCACCUGUCAUCUUUCUCUCCCCGUCUCUCUCCUUCUCUCUCUCAAGCUCACUCUCCUCCCUCUCUGUCUCUUCCCCUCCCUCUCUUUCUGUUUUGUAACAAAGGAUAAACCUGUUCUUUCAGAAGGACUCAUUGAUUUGUUGAAUUGGAUCAGACUUGUUUUUGUGUUUAAUCAGAGACCUGCAGGGACACCUCAGGGAGUAAAAACAGCAGUGAAACAAAACAGCAGAAAAACCUUCAGCUGUGAGUUUGUCAGGUCAAAGAAAUCUAAUUGUAUCUCUUUCAUCUUCUAAUUAUAAACAACCACAGCAAAUACAGGUAAAUACAGGUAAAUUGAGGUGAAUACAGGUAAACAGGGGUUAAUACAGGUAAAUACACACAAAUACAGGUGAAUACAGAUAGAUAGAUAGAUAGAGGUUAAUACACGUAAAUACAGGUGAUUUCAUGUAAAUACAAGUAAAUACAGGUAAAUAAACACAUAAAUACAGGUGAAUACAGGUAGAUACAGAGGUUAAUACAGGUGAAUAUAUGUAAAUACAGGUGAAUACAGGUAGAUACAGGUAAAUAGAGGUAAAGUUUAAGAAAGUACAAUUAAAAUAAUUUCACUGCACUUACGAGACUGGACACCAGAGGGCGAUGUCACUUUUCAGCUGAAGCUGUAUUUAAUUUGUAAAUUUGUUCAAACACAAAGAGUUUAGACAAAGACAACAGCUCAGUGAACCUUCAGAUAAAAGUAUUGCCGCCAUAUAUAAGUUAAAAACAAACAAUAUCUAUGAAUCUCUGAAAAGUAAAAAACAAAAAUAGUCAAUCAAAUAGAGAUGAAUAAAGAGAAAGUAUAUGAACAGAAUUUAGCUUUUACAUUUUUGUAUUUUUUUUCUUUUCUUGUGUGUGUGUGUGUGUGUGUGUGUGUGUGUGUGUGUGUGUGUGUCUCAGGUGCUGUGUAUGAUCACAGCUCCGGUCACCAUGAUCCUCUCCUCGCAGCAGGACGCCUCCUUCGCCUUCGCCUCUCUCGCUAUCGUCUUCUCCGUCUACAUCACGCUAGUGGUCCUCUUCGUCCCUAAGGUAAAAAAAAACACUGCACCUUUAUCACCACCUUCAUGACCUUCAUCAUUUUUAUCCCUUUCAUCUCCAAUUUCACCUUCAUCUUCAUCUAGUUUUAUGAGGAGAGAGAGAGAUGGAUCCUGUAAAGAUGAACUGCUCUACCCUUCAUAGUCGACAUUAUAGACACCAGGUGUGAAAUUGUAUAGGUUGUACUUAUUUGGGAUACAUGGUGGUGUUUGUGUGGUGUGCAGAUGCGGCGUCUAAUCACGCGGGGGGAGUGGCAGUCUGACACUCAGGAGACGAUGAAGACGGGCUCGUCCACCAACAACAAUGAUGAAGAAAAGUCCAGACAGCUGGAGAGAGAGAACAAGGAGCUGCAGAAGAUCAUCCAGGAGGUACACCUAAAAACACACCUGAGUUAUUUUACCUCAGACAAACCCACAGGUGUUUAGUCAUGGUCAGCUCAGAGCACAACUGAGGUUCCUCCAUCACACUUGAGCUCACAGGUCCUCUGAGGCAGACUGAGAUAAGGAGGAAGGAUGGACAGUCACAUUUGAAAGAAAAAGGGGAGAAAAGAAACAAGAAAUAUAUAUAUAUAUAUUUUUUGUUGUUGUUUUUUUUUUGUCUAAUUAAACUGAUUAGAACCAUAUUUACAUAAGGGAGGGGUUCAGGUGUACCUCCUGUUUCUCUCAUAACAGGUCUAAGGUAAGACAAAACAUUUAGGGGGCAAUAAAAACUCAGUAUUCAAAUAAAAUAGUAGGAAUUUUCUCUGCAGAUGUCUAAAUUUGUGCUGAUGUUGCAGCUGAACUAAUCAAACCAAACUCCGUUCAAAAAACAGCAUUUUGAAGGAGUUUUCCUCUCAGCUGCAGUAUGACUUGGCAAAUCCUGAAGUUACACUUUUCCUGCUCAGAGAGGAUGGACUUCGGUUUUUAAGGUGGAUCACAGAAAUUACGUUAGAAACCAAACUCCAUCCUGUCCUGGUCAUGUGAUCUUGUAGUUUAACAUGAAUUAACAUUAUAAGGUCAAUAAUGUCAAGCCCCACCAUGCGGAGGUCAGGGAUAAGGUGUGGAGGUCGGGGCGUUGACCCAUGUCUUUGUCCGACCCUCAGAAAGAGGAGCGAGUGUCUGAGCUGAGGAACCAACUGUCAGAGAGACAGGCCCUGCGGUCCAGGAGACGGGCGUCCACCAUCUCCAACCAGAACCACAGCACACCGCCCCUCAAUGUCCACCACAGCGACCCCCGCUCCCUGGCCCCGCCCCCAGGAUACCCUGCCCCAACCCUCGAACCACACCCAGUCUCUGCGUCCUUCGCCAACUCAUCCAGUCUGUACCAGCACGACAGCAAGAUCAGCAGGAACAACUGCCACACCAGCCGGCUGCAGCUCCUGUACAAGUAAAGAGGGGGAGGAAAGAGGGAGAGAGAGAGGGGUGGGGGGCAAGAGACGCUGCAGACAGGUGUAUUCAGACAGUCAUUUCAUGUGGGGCACAACAGAUCUGGAACCAGGAACCAAGUACUCAGGACAGCAGAGACCUGAGGACAGCAGGGACCUGGGGAAGACACACAUGAACAUACCUGAGUGUUAAUAAGUGUGUGUGGGGGUUCAUGAGAGUGUGUGUGUUAAUGAGCGUGUGUGUCUUAAUGAGUGUGUGUGUCUGUUCUUGAGAGUAUUUGUGUUUAUAAGUGUGCGUGUGAUAGUGGCUCUGGCUCUGCUGUGUCAGCUGUAUCAGUGACGGUGUUUCCUGUAGACUUCGAGGAUAAUCAGCUGAUCUGACCGUCUCUGGAUCACAAAGACUCUGAGUGUUUGUCUCUCGGACCUCAAACCUCCUCAUGUCUGUUUGUGAUGUUCAGCCAAGUGAGAGACACAGAGUCCUAUCAAGAUUAAACCAAACCAGACCACUAAAGAGUCUGUACUGUAAAGACGACAGUAAAACACACCUGGACGCACAUGGACACACCUGGUCAGUGUUAUUACAGGUUAAUAAUAUGUAUGAGUGUGUGGAUGUGUCAUUACAGAGUAGCUAAUGCUUUUAAGAUGAGUUACAAUCUUGUUGGAUUUGUAAUUGUUUGUAUGGGGCUCUAUGGAGACUGACUCUGAGAACACCGCCUCUAGUGGACUUUGAAGGACCUGCAGUUUCUGGGAUGUCUGCGUUGGCUUCAGUUCCCCUUCAGUAACAUGUGCUAAGACAGUAUAUUCAUAAUAGCAUUUCAUUCAUGUUCAACAUCAGCAAAGAGAUGAAAAAGUGCUUCAAUCCUCUUCAGUAUCAGAGCAUUUCUGACCCUGAAACAUACACACAUACUGUGACAUAAUAUAUAAUUAUUAUUAUCAGACUAGCUCAAUAGAGGAAAAAAGUCCCGCACUUUUUUUGGUCAUCUAAAGAGAGAAGUGCCCUCCACACCACUGCACCAAUAUAAAACUGUAUUCUGACAUGUUUUAGUAUUUAUUUCAGGAUGGGGCCCAAAAAUGGAAAACAUGCUGGAUGGAAGGGUGCCACUUUAAAGGCUUUUCAUUGUCAUCAGGUCAGAAUCACACAUUUUAAAAAGACAUGAACUUAGUGGGAAGCUGGUUUGAUUGAAGGACUCAUCAGUUUGAAACAAAAAGUAACCAGCAGGGGGAGGAGAGGGGGGUUAGUGAAAGAGCUUCACAACUCUUGGUCUGACAACACGAGAAACAUAUUUUUCCAGAUUAUCAUGAGAGAGGGGGAUACAAAAUGUAUUAAUCGAGUCUUGUCUUAAAGGGUCAUAUUUGUAAUUUUUAAAGGGGCCCAUGCAUUGACCCCUGUGGUACUCCCCAUGGAGUACUGCAGUGAUAUUUUCAGUUUUUAAAUUGGAAUGGAAAGUGUGAGCAGUGUUUUUGUUUUGGGUUUUCUUUAGAGUUUCUUCUCUUUCUAAAAAAAUUUUGACUAAAUCCACCAAUGUUAGCCCACAGCACUUUUUUUGCCCAUGUUUCUAUAAAUACCCUCCGAGUUUCCGUUUUUCUGUGUUUUCUCCAGUAUCAUACCCACAGACAGCAGAGUUCCCCUCCUCACUGGCUCUCUUUGAGUCUCGUGUUCCCCCUUCUGCUUUCUGUUCUGCCAAGUUUCCUGAUUCAGUUUCACUCAAAAGUUUUCAAUGCAAAAGGUGAAAAAGCAGCAUGAGUCUCACUUCUCUUUUUCUGAUAGCAAUUUAGACAGUUUCAAACUGCUGCAGCCAUCUCCCCAAACUCACUUUAACUGAAUACAAAAACUGUGAUUUUAAUGUCACAAGAGUUUGUAGUAAAUUCAUCCAAUCAAACCAUCAGUGCUGUCUGUACCUGAGGGUUAAACCUGGUCUCAGAUUGUGAUACAUACACUAAGACUGUGUUGAGUGAACAGAUCAAUCAGGAAGCGUAAGGAUAAAUGUGCAAACAUAGAGUAUAACUACCUGUCUGUCUGUCUGUCCCUCUGUCUGUGCGUGUGUCUAUAUGUGUGUUUGUGAGACUGCCUGUCUGUCUGUCCAUGUCAGGUUUGGCUCAGUGUGUUCAGGUGUGUUAAGGUGUGUAUUAGUGUGUUCGGGGAUGCGCAGGUGUGUCAAGGUGCGUUUAAGCGUGUUCAGGUGCGUUAACGUGUGUUUAAGUGUGUUCAGGUGUGCUCAGGUGUGUUGAGGUGCAUCUAAGUGUGUUCAGUUGUGUUCCGGUGCAGUGUUGCUGUUAUGAAUCUGACUGUAAAUAAUGAUUGUGUAAAUAUAGAGGUGGGCUGUAUUUCACGUGUUACAGUAUUAAUAUAUAUUUCUAUAUGCUGUAAUAUCAGAGUGACAAUAAACUUAAUGUGUUUUUCAUUUGUUCAUCUUCAA